AUGGCCACGGAGACUGUGGAUCUCCGUCGUGUUGUUCAGUCUGAACCGUUGCAUCAUUCCUCUAUUGUUUUCCUACUGUAUAAACAGCCAGGCUGCUGGAAAGCUGUGGAACUCGAAUCUAAGGCCCUGUAUGUAAACAUGCAGUAUUGUUACUGUUUUUCAGUUUACAGUAAACAUAGAGCUGCAAUACGAUGCAGGGGAUAUUCAGUAUUCCUGCCCUCAGAGAAUACGUAGAUAAAAUAUCUAUUGAGUAGAUUCAGAGGUGUUUCCCCAACUAUGAUUUGUCUCCUCUCUACUACCCCAAGUGUAUAUUAGCAUGGCAGCACCUGUGCUGUGGAACUCCCUGCCUCUUGACAUUAAGCAGGUGCCUUUACUGUACUGUUUUAGACAGCUGUUGAAAACCUUUCUGUUCUAGUAAGCCUAUCCAGACACAUUUGUUUCAUUUUUUUAUUCUGCUUUGUUUUUAAUGAUAGCUUUCUUCAUGUUUGUUUUUAUUGGUUUCUUCAUUUUAACCAUCCAUUAUAUAUAACAGAAUCUGCACACUGCUUGGACUUUUUUUUUUAGGAAGCAGUUUAUAUUUUCCCCUAAAUAAUAACAAUAAUAAUCAAAAAUAGUAAAUGAUUAUAAUGUGAAUACAUUGAAUGCCACCCAUAUCCAAAAGUAUAUAUGAAGCACUACCUAUCCAUGCAUUGUUCCCUGUCUCUUAAGAUGAAGCAAUAAUGUCCUGUUAUUAAACCAAAGUAAUAAUGACCUUAUUGCUUUGAAGCGUCAAGGUUAGGUAGGUGGGCUGUUUUCUUUUGUCACCUUCCUGCUUCAGACACUGAUUUGGGGGAACCUCUAGAUAAAAUUUCCUGUGCCACUCCCCACCUGAGAGCACACACCACCUUCUUAUAACCUUUUCCCACUGCCUAUUUGUUUGCCUCCUUCUCUUGAGACCAAUCCACAGCACAUCCCAGAGAGAGGACAAGUUGUAAACCAUGAAUUUGUCACUAUGCCUUCUUUUUGCUCUGUUCACUUACCCAAUCACUUGUUUAGGGGUAGUAGGUAAACAGGCAACAGCAAGAGCCGGAAACUCCAGAUAUUGGCAGUGGGCCCAGGCUAUGGGUAUCAUUAGAUGCCAGAUGAUGCCAGCUCUGUAGUGCCUGCCUUGGUGCUAAUCAUUGUUAUUAGUGCCCUUUGCAGCCUUUGUCUUUGCUUGUUGCUUGAAUUUUGACUUUGCACAGGGCACUGCUGAAAUUUGAGACCCCGAGGUCUGCCAAUGUGGCCAGCCAUUAUGUAAACAUAACAUUACAAUAUUGCAUUAUGUAUGAAAAAUGUUAGAAAUUUUAAAACACACAACGGUUUAAGCAGCAACGUAGGCUAAGCAAUGAGGUUCCCUCCUGAUGUUGUUUAACUACAGUACCCAUCAGCCCAGCCAGUAAGGCUAAUGAUAAGGAUGAUGGGAGUUGUAGUUCAAAAACACUAAGGAUACCCCAUUGACUAGCCUUGCUUUUAAAUACAGUUGGUCCAGCAUAAACAUUUUUUUAAACAGUCCAAUAAAAGCACAUAAAAGGCAUUUGGGAGUGGAGUUUUUAGCCAUUUUAAAUCCUAAGCAGAAGGGUCAACUAUACCUCUAUUGGGAGUUCCACAGAGUAGGGGUGCCACUCCUGAAAAAGCCCUGUCCUAGUGCCUGCCCAUCUAAUCAAUCUUAAAGGCAUAUUACUUGACCAGGGCCUUCGAUGCUGAACUUGGGACAUAAGCAGUUACAGAUAGCCUUGGCCGUAAGCCAUUUAGGGCUUUUAACACUCAAGACCCAUGCUUUGAAAUGGACAUGGGAACACACUAGUUACCAGUUCAACUGAUACAGCAUUGUUGCAAUGUGUUCAGAACGCUUAGCACCUGAUAUAAAUUUUUACAUUAAGUGGCUGGGAAGUAUGAUGACCAAACCCUCCGCAAUCGCCACUUGAUUUUAAACCCUAAGUCUUCACAUUCUCUGUUGUUCAGGAAAGACUCUGUGUUCAGUUGGCUGCCUGCCCAACCUUUUGGUGGGAAAGUCACCUAUGAAACAAAAAUCUGGUUCUGACAGGUUCUGGGUGACACAAACACGCAGGAUCUGUGUGGUGCUGCUACUGAAGCAACCCAACCCACAACAUAAGUCAGUGAGCCCUUGUUGCACAGCAGUCAGUAAGUCCUCUCCAGGUGCAUUUGUCAACCAUUGAUUUGCAGGCAGAGGUCUGAGGUCUUCUGCUGCCACUUGUGAUUCUUCAAAAUGGCAACCCUCCUUUCUUGCAAGAGAUGCACAGAUGAUGGUGAAGAGGAGAUGCUGCUAGCCGAAGAUCGGCCAGAUUUGAUUGAGUCUCUUGAUUCCAGAUGCAACAGCAACAGAAGCUGCUCAGGAGGGGCGAACUUCCUCCAAGAGAAAGAAAGGGAACGCCUAUCUGUCCACGAGAGUCUGGAUUAUUUGCCUUCCCACAGCAGCGUUUACAAGAAGUGGCUGCAGGGACAAAACUACAGGUAAUAAGCAACCUCUUUUUGUACACACUGGAAAUUAGCACUGAAUUAGUAACACCGAGUUGGAACCCCAUUUGAAAUUCACAUGAAAGGGAAAAUAAGCAAUGGGAGUUGUAAGGGAGUUUGGAGUCGGGGAUGCACACCUUACGAUUUAUGCAACUUUCCCUCACUCCAGCAUAAGGGAUCUGCCUACUUCAAUAGGCCUUUGCAGAACAGGCAUGAAGAGGGCAUGCCCACUAUGCUGGGACCCCUGUUUUAAGAAAUCAGCAGGAGUUGGGAUAUUGGAGUUCAGGGAUGAGUGCCAGCACCUGUGCAUCCCCUUACCCCUCUUUUCUUCCCAGGAGGUUGAAAGGGAAGCAAACGGAAAUAACAGGAACCCAGUUUACAGAGGGCUUGGAGGUGUAUUCUGCUGCCACGCCAUCCAGUGUAGUUAGGCAGGUAAUUAGUUAUUAGUUUUAGCGUCAUUUUGUGUUAAAUGGUAAGCUGUAUUGCUUUAAAAUGGGGUGAGGCCUUGUACAAAUGGGGCUACCUCUGUUCAGCCCUGGACUUCUGCUCCAAAGUCCUGUUGCAAUGGCACCACCUAUACCACCAGAGUUACAGUGCAGCAGGAAGGCAGUACACGUGUGCAGCCUGUGAUUUUUUUUCUUUAUUAAAAAGUCCAUGGGUAUAUAGAAAUGAUACCUUUGGGUCUGGGUUUUGCUGUUAUAUACCAGUUAGCAUGGGGUCAGCUGCUUCUGUCUUAGAGUGAGUUAUAUAAUUAAUGCUCAAUUGUAUACAUUAGGAUUUCCUGACAAAACACAUGUUUGUUCUUGCUUUGAUUUAAACUUUAUGAGAGUCAGUGAUAUCGAGCACCAGCAGAGAGUUCCAUAAUAGAAAUGGCUUUGGAAUAAAUAUUUCUCAUUAGCUUCAAGCUUGAUGCAACAAACUUUGUAGUGAUCAGCUUUAGCUUUGGGCAAAGAUAUCCAAACCGAUCAAACUAAAGUUUGUUGGUCUGGUUUCAUGUUGCUUAACUUCUCCCAACUCCUUUAUCGCACUGAUUAAGAAAACAUUUUCUAUAAUUAAGUGUGCUGUUCACUCAAAGUAAAGUAUUUUUAAAAUCUGACCACACGCUUACCUCUCUUGUUCAAAUCAAUGGCAUGCAGAUGUACCAAAAUAUGGGUGGUGGUGGGGAACAUGCCCUAAUUUUCCUCAGCUCGUACAAUAAUUUAUGUAAGAGUCAGAUAAUUUAAACCUGCAUUUUUCUUAGUCCUCAACAUGAUGACCAGCAGAGACAAAAUAAUGGGUCAAAUAUAUUUCAAAUGGACAUGGUGAAAAAUAUCAUUUUGUAGCUUAAGUAUUAAAAGCACAUCAAGAACACCUGGGCUUUCUACCUGUUCCUAGAAAGAUAAUUGAAGUGAGUUGCAGGCCAUGAAAUAGUACUGUCUUCACUUGGCUCACUCCACUUGCACAUGGAGGAUUCUGCCCCCCCCCAAGCUUUCACAGGUUAAACAUAUUUUCCUUUAUUUCCUCUUUGCGCAUAUGACUAUAAAGUAUUAUUACAUCGAGUGAUAAACUUAAACCAAAGUGUUUUGGUGCCACCUAUUGGGAACAGUGAAGAGUGCACUCAGAUGUUUAGGGGAAAAUGCGCUGUUAGGGACCAAUGAGGAACUGCCACAUUCUGAAGAGAUGCAAAACACAGGAAACUCUGCUGGCAGGUUAGAGCAAUUUCCAAAUCCACAGUGGGGCAAGACCUUCAUUUGUACCAAUCUGAAUGCCACAAAAUACAGCAGGGAGGGAAAAGGUACCAGGAACAUCCUAAGCAUGUCUUCUUAGGAGCAGUUUAUAAAAACAUAAAACUUGGUAAUACACAGUAUUGCUGCAAAAGUGCAGGUUACACAUCUAUAAUUAUUAUAAGAAAGAGAGUCCACUGUGACCAUGAAAGGUUGCAGUCUACAUUGGACGGAUUGAUUACAGACUGAGUUUCUUGCUCUUGCUGCAGACUCUUUCUCCAGCGAAUAACUAGGUCUGGGAUUCUUGGAAAUGUUAAAUAGACCCAAUUUCCAGUGGGAAGUGGAUCCUUGGAUCUAUUGUUACAUUCUUGCAUCAGAGCAGUCAUAAGAGACAUCACACCUGCUUAUUUUAGCUGUUAAGGCAGCUGUAGCGGAUAAUCAGAAGAGCUAAAUGCAGCAUAUUUGUUACCAGUAAACGAUAUCUUGAAAGUUUAUGCUUGUAUUUCUCAACUGUUGUGUCUGGAUUAAAUUAUGAAAAUUAAGUCAAUUUGCUCUUGUUGCAAUUUGUUUUGCAGAACUUAAGAUUUAGAUCAGGGACAAUUCAAAGGGCCAAAUUAGAGAUGUAGGCAAUACUUGCCUAGGGAUAUGGACUUGAAGCUUUGGGGAAGAAAGAACAAGGCAAAUGGGUGGAACAAAGAAGUCUCAAUCCUUCACUUCUGAGUCAUUAGUUAAAGAAAAUCAUGACUGAAAGACAUGAACACCGUUCAAUCACAAUUCUUCUGAGAGAUACCCAGAAGAAACUGAGAGCUCUUCAUCUCAAAAACUGAGAUUCCAGAUUAACUGUUUAGCAUUUUAGAUGCAUUACCAAAAGGCUACUUAUUAACAUUCUGAGGUUACUGCAACUGAUACCAAUUCCCUUUUAUUUUUAUUUUUUAGAAUGGACUGGGAUCGAUGGUUGGUGAUGGGCAUCAUUGGAAUAAUAGUAGGAACAGUGGGUUUCCUGAUCCAUCAAAUAAUUGAUUAUCUCAUCAAACUGAAAUGGGAACUGGUGAAGAACUACAUUCAGGUAACAUGGCAGAAAAUAAUAAUCUCUUUGUUCAAAUUACUUUGGGGGAAGUAAUAAAGUCCAAGUAAGAUUUUGUUACCUGAUAUUGGCAUCAUGCCACCUCUGUCCCUGAUGACCUCUCUUUCUACAGACACUGAAUGACAUACUCGGGUAAAGUGUGCAUAACAAUGCACAGAUUUCUGAAAAUAACAUACAAAUAAUCUUCAUUAGGGGAGACUGCUUUGCAAUAAAAAUUAUAUUAGUGAAGAUUGAAUGCAAAUUGUGUAUAUUAAGAGAAAUUUGCACUAAAAUGCUGAUGAAUUAUAUAUAUUAUAAUAUUUAUAUUAUAUGUAUUUAUUAUAUAUAUAUUUGUAGGGUUUUUUAAAAACCCUAUGAAUUGCUGCAAAAAUGUGGAGAACAGAAUUUAAGAUUGGAAACAUAAGGAACCAAGGUACUGUAAUUGAAAUUGACAGAUUCAUACAUCCCCACUUAGGAAGAACAGUUUUUGAUAAAGCUAAGCUAACCUGAACUUGGUCAUAGCAUGGGAGCCCUUUGUAAGCCACAGUGAACUAUGACCCUGGCUACCCACAUGUCUUACUUUUAGGUUUCCCAGAGGCAUCUGGUUGUGGGAAACAGGCUGCUAGAUGCGAUAGACCUUUGGUCUACUCCAAAAUCACCUUUUAUUCUUGCUUGGACAUAACUGUAACAAUUAAAGCAUUGUGAAAGGGAGGCUUGAAGAAUGCUGGAGUCUAGAAUCAUGCUGUAGUGGACUCACCCUGCUAAUUGCCCCCAAUUAAAUAUAGUGGACUGACUGCAAAAUACGCCAAUUAAACAAAUUUCUACAAUUUAUCACAGGCUAUCUUGUGUGAGGGAAAACUUAGUGAUUUAGAGUCUCAAGCAGGAGUUCAUCAAAUAAGAAAAGUUUUAUUUACAAAAAGAGGUUGGUGAAACCAAGUUGGGUCAGGAGAUGCGUUCUUUCAGGUAGAAGUUAACUUAUUAGUUAAACGAAAUAUAAAGAUGUCACAGGCUUAAACACAGAAGUCUAUGCCCAGCUUUUCUUAAACUUCAGUUGCUAAAAAUCAGUUGUUAUGCUUCAGGUAGAUGUUCAGGUUUCUAGAAUUGGUGGUAAAAUGCUUAACUCAGUUUCUGUUCCUUUACUUAGCUAUGACAGGUGUUACAGUUAAAUACUUUUGACACAGCACAGCUUCCUUCACAGAUUAAUAUUUUGGUUCAUGAGUGAGGGGCACUUUUAGUCAGUUACCCACUCUUUGAGCAAUCCCACACCUGAGGCAUUCUAAUUAGUAUACCAGACCCAGGGGAUCACCUCAUCACUUGUUACUGGCUUGGAAGUCUUCUGUACCUAGAAGAACUAUCCCCUCCUGGCUAUACUGAGGCCCAGGUAGUCUGUAUUCCCACAGCUGCUACCUUCCCUGGUUCAGACUCAGUCCUUCACUUAACUCCAGUUAACUGUAUUCUGUCCCAAGACACUUAACACGGUCUUACUUUCUAAGCUACAACGGCGCUUAGAUAUUAGCUAUAGAUAUUUUCCUCAGAACAGAUGUUAAACGCAAAUUUGAACCAACUCUCUCAGACAAACCCUAUCCUAAUCACUGUCUCCCAUCUCAAAUUAAGCCCUAUCUAAAACAAAAAACAAAAAACCACCAACUCCCUCAGAAACUGCUCCUUUUAUUCUCCCUCCAGAGAGGCUCCAGCACUCUGGUAGGAUUCUGAGGGACUGCAUCACCAGUCUCUGGUCUGGCUCUGCUGCCUGUCACACAUGCCACAUCUACAUCAUACAUAGUAAACUCUUAUAUCACUUUAUAUCAAUUUGUGCUUCUCACAAAGGAUCCCAGGAACUGUAAUUUAAGGAUGCUAUAGGUUGUUAGGUGACCCCCUCAAUGAGCUACAAUUCCCAGCACCCUUGCAAAACUACAGUUCCCGGAGUUCUUAGGUGGCAGCCAUUAUUGUUAUGGUGUGGAUAUGAUAAGUAAUAACAUGUUAAAGAAUGAAGUCACAAAGUAUAUUUACAUUUUUAUUUGUUGUAAAAAUGGGAAUAACAACUACCAUGAGUGCACCACACAGGGGUGCAUUAUAUAUUAACUAUAGUCCCAUGGUUGUAGCAAAGACCCCAAGUCAGUUUUUAAACACUACACUACACCACACCAGUUUUGUGUUCUCCAAGAGAGACUCCAAGAGAACUGCUACUUUCUUAGAUAGGCAACUGAAAUAACAGAAAUUGUCAGUGGAUUUAAUAAUGUUCCCUCGGUGUUUAUAGCUGAUGUGACAGGCCCAAUACUCGGCCUGUGGUACACACACAGCUUAGUUUCUAUUUUCUUUAGAUUGAGGCCCAUAAUAAAUUGGUAUGCUGACUGCUUGAGCAGUCUGUACAGAAUGUGCAUCUUGUUGAGUCUGUUGACAAUAAGAACGCAGUUGUCAACAGAGAGGACAUCAAGGUUCAGUCAGUCCAUCUGGUCUUAUUUUAAUGUGGCAGAAGUUAACAGCAUCACCAUCAAGGUAAAAACAAAUGGAGACUAACCAUUAUACUUAAGGCUGCAUCUAGCACAGCAUGGAAGGAUCUAAGAAGGAAUAACCAUAGAGGGCAUCUCCUUAUAGUACCAGUUGCAACAUCUUCUUCCAUGGGUGUAGCCAAGAUUUUUGCUGGGGGGGGGAAGGCUUUUGUUGGGGGGGCAGAACCUCAGAUUUGUAUUGAUUUAGGGGGGCAGCUGCUCCCCUUGCCCCCCCAACUACACCCGUGCCUUCAUCUCUUUGUUACACAUGCUCUUGUUGACAUCCGUCUGCCUUGAGAGACAAUGGAGGAGUGUGACUUUGAGGUUGAUGUCAAGCUGUUGGAAGGUUGCAGCCCCUGCUGUAGCUGUAGAGACUGAUGUAGGAGAGACAUGUUUUGUUGCAGCUGGGGCAUAAUAGCCAGUUGUCAACUGUCUUUGAUACACUCAGUUGUCUUGUCUGAGAUUUCAGGCUCAGAGCAACCGAAGAAUAGAAGGUAGGCAACAAAAUUGGGAAGAGACCUUUGACAAAAACUUGACAUUACAAGUCACAUGUAAGCAAACUUCAGGUAAUCAGAGGAGAAGAUUCCAAUAUAAAUUAUGUCUAUCCCUUUAGUUUGCAAAGAGGUUGACCCAAAUUGCAUGUAUCUGGUCUUCCUGGAUGACUGCAGAGUAAGCACAUGUUUGCAAUUUACCGUCAAACAUCUGACCUGAGGCCAAGACAGGAAAUCUGUGGUAGCUUGCUGAGCCAUUUAAAUUUGGGAAACAAAAACAGCAUCUUUGACUUACAGGCACAAGAGAAUCCAAUCUCAACAAAAUGACUUUUUUUCUUGCAAAUUUGUGGGAGUCAAUUUACUUGCAAAGGGCAGUGGAGACAACAUGAUUCUGGCUAACCCAAACACAAACAGUUCAAAAUGGAAUGGGAUGACAGUCAGACAAAAUUGGUGGAAUGGAAGGCAUAUUUUAUAACUUUCUAUAAUAAUUCUAUAAGGUAUUCACUAAGAAAACUGUAUAGCCUUUGUUAAUUGGAUAUUGGGAUAUAUGGGUAGUUAUGGUAUUAUUCAGGAAGAGCAUUUUGAUGAGCAUUUGCCUUGAGAAAGAUGAGGGUGCAAAAUUUUAAAAUAAUUAAUAGUCCAAAUUACAUUUUAAGCAAUAUUAAAAUAAAGUUUGUUCUAAAUAGGAAUCCACACAAAAUCCUAUAGAUGCCCAAUAGUAAAUUCCAUUGAUUUGAAUCAGAAUUUUUCCUAGGCAUUGUAACCUCAGCUAGGCAUGCAGUAAAAGGGAUUUCUUGAAAAUAAAGUAAGUUGUAUUUACCGGUAUGUCAAGUGACACUAAAAGUGCCUUUUUUGUCUUUAAUCCUUUAAAAUAAAUGUGAAUAUAGUUAAUUAAUAUGCAAUAUAUGUUACGGUUGCCAUAUUUCAAGAAGUAAAGAUCUGGACACCCUCAAAGUUGUUGAGGAAUAAUGAAGAUCCAGGACAAACUGCUGCCUGGAUAUUCCCCCCGGACGUCACUUCCGCCUUUGAAAUCCCAGUAAUGUCCGGGAAAUCCUGGACGUAUGGCAGCCCUAAUAUAUGUGACAUGGGAUCUUGCUAUUUUCAGCUCAGACAAUGCUCCCUGUUUAAUGGCUAUUUCAUUCAAGUGAUCAAUUUCAAAUAUUGUAAAACAGAGAGCAUAAAUCCACAUGAUGACUUCCUUCUAUGAACAUGUGUUCUUUAAAGACACGUAUUCAGCUAAGUGUACUCAGAGCAGACCCAUUGAAAUUAAUGGAUCUAGCUUAGUCAUGCUCAUUCUUUUCAAUAGGUCUGCUCUACAUAAAACUUAGUUGUAAAAAAACAUUUUUACCAAGAGCUGUAAUGGCUGGUGAGGUGGUUUGGUAGCUGAAACUGCUGGCAUCUGCUAUAUGACAAUUGUAUGUGUGUGUUGGAGGGGGGUCCUGUCCAUAUAUUUUAGCAAUGGGAGAAGUUGAUGGGGGCAGAUGGUGCUGUACUCAUCACUGUGCACAGGAUGCUGGACAAGAUGGGCAAUUGGUCUGAUCUUUAAGGCUCUUACGUUCUUCUAAUAUGUGGAUUGACAAUGUAUUUGUUUGGCAAAUGAAUAUCCUACCAUAUUAAGCAGUUUUUCUACCAAUAACUAUUUAUUUUGUAAAACUGGCAGAAAGGCAACUUUCAUAUGACCUGGUUAUAUAUACUUGGAAUUGGACUGGCUAUGAUCAUUGUAUCCUCAGGACUGGUUGUGGUAAGUACUGAACACCUGCUUCUUGCUCAGUUUUUAAAAUAUCAGGAUAUGAUAUGUUUGCCUGGCUGGAAUGUGUUCCGUGAUAAUGCUUGUUGCUUGCCUAUGUGGAAGAUAGAAAAGGUGUGUGUAUUUGUGUUUUGUGUGUGUAGAAACUAGCCUACUGUAGAAGGUAAAAUUCAUAUUAACUUUUCUGUCCAAUUUUGCCCCUGGUCCCACCUACCCCUAGCAUGUGGCCCCUGGAAGGUUGCCUCAGGCUGAAAAAGUUCUUACACUCCUGAUUUAGGCAUGUUUACCUGAUAAUCCAGGACACGGGUGGCGUUGUGGGUUAAACCACAGAGCCUAGGGCUUGCCAAUCAGAAGGUCGGUGGUUCGAAUGCCCGUGACUGGGUGAGCUCCUGUUGCUUGGUCCCAGCUCCUGCCCACCUAGCAGUUCGAAAGCAUGUCAAAGUGCAAGUAGAUAAAUAGGUACCGCUCCAGCGGGAAGGUAAACGGCAUUUCCGUUCGCUGCUCUGAUUCGUCAGAAGUGGCUUAGUCAUGCUGGCCACAUGACCUGGAAGCUGUACGCUAGCUCCCUCGGCCAAUAAAGUCAGAUGAGCGCCGCAACCCCAGAGUUGUCUGCUACUGGACCUAAUGGUCAAGGGUCCCUUUAUGUUUUUACCUGAUAAUCCUGUUGACUGACGAAUCAUGACUUGAUAUUGGAUAACAUUUGAUUCGAGCUGUGCUAUGUGAGCUUAUGUGGCUGCUACAAUAAUAUUGCCUUUUCCUUUUCCCAGUUCUUUUGUCCAACAGGCGCACCAAGUGGAUUACCGGAAGUCAUAGGUUUUCUGAACGGAGCUUCUAUUCAGCACAUUUUUAAUAUCAGAACUUUUGUGGGAACUUUUGUUUCUUGUGUUCUGGCUGUGGCAUCUGGGCUCUUCUGUGGACCAGAAGGUCCCAUGAUUCACUUGGGGUGAGAAAUCAAUAUUUUAAAAGUUACAGAUUUUAAAGAAAAUAGGGAUAGGAAGAAUGGAAUGGAGAAUAUUGGGAAAAGGCAUUAGAUGACUGGCACCCUGAAUAAGCACACUUCCUACUGCAAUAUUUUGUUGCAUGCCCACUCAUAUAUAUAUAAAACACAUAGAUAAAAUCUUAUGAGUAUAAUCCAUAAUAUAAAGAAUGAAUUUAAUUUGUCAUUGCUAUUAUAUUAAAAAUAUUGGUCACUUUUUCUCACCGAGCAACUCAAAGCAGCUUGCAACCAACUAGUUUUGCAUGCCUUCUGCCAUCUGGUUAUUUGAUUUUUUAAAUUUGAAACUUUGUAAAUCAGAAAAUUAAAUAUACCAUUAAUUUUUCACAAUACUUUCCCCAGUGCAAUAAUAGGAUAUGGAUUGAGCCAGUCCAAGCCAAAGAUCCUUGGAAUGAAUCUCCCCUCCUUCACCAGAUUUUGGAACUCAGCUGACAAGUAAGAGACCUUAUCAAAUAAGUAUGCAAUAGUUAACUAAAAAGGGUUACUGGCUGCCUUAAUUUAGGUAACAUGUAAAAUAACAAUAGAAACACGUAACUGUAAUGGUGUCUUCAGUGGAAACAUAGAGUUGCGUAUCCGGUGCUAUCAAACAGUUCAAUGGGACUUUACAUUCUUCUCUGCCAUUUGGCAAUCUCCACAGAUUUGGGGAGAGCCUGAGGGCUGCAGGAGGAAAGAAUAGAAGUAGAAGUUUGCUUGUGCAAUGUUGGACUCAGCUCAUAAGGGCUAUACUGCUGAAGAAUUGUAUGGACGCUUUCUUUAGGAGAAACAAGGGUCCGUUUUGGAUGCAAAAAUCCAGACAGCUUUCCUCCUAAAUCAUGCCUCCACAGCAGCAAAUACAGCAUUUCAAACAGCAGUUCACAGUGCAAUGUAUAUGUGUUUACCUGGAAGUAAGACAAAAGGUGGUCAUCGCGGCUUAAUGCUGUGUGGUGUGAGUGUGGAGCAGAAUCCACAUCCACAUGUGUUUGUCUUGACUGGUGAAGCUUGAUUAGUGAAACCUGGUUAUGUUGCACUUUUGAGCACCAUCAUUAUGAAGCAUACAGCUGCCAAAUAGAAUAUGGUAAAGCUGCUACGUUGAAUGCAUAGAAUAAAUGAGGUUUAAGGCUUCUCAUCUGAUUUUUAAUUGCCUUCUCACGUAUGUUUCAAUAGUGGCUUACUCAUUUACAGAGCAUGAACAAAACAGAACUUUCAGGUCAAAAUGGUCAGGGGAUUUUUAAAUGGAUGUUGCUCACAUGAAAUGACUUCAUGCAAUGUGACAUGGAGAAUGCUACUUCUGUAUAAAAUAACAUAUUUUCAAGAUACUUGGAUGCGAUAAAUCACCAGAUCUUGCAGUAUGGACAUGAAUCACAAACACUUUAUCUUCUAUUUGUGAAAUGCUGGCAUUUGCAAAUGCAUGGGGUGCCCUGUAAGAUCUUACUUUAAACAGGAUCUAUUAUACCAGUGUUAUUGUUCAUGUCAAGCCUGCAUUUGGAAAGCUUUGAAUGAUCAAGUUCCAUAGCCUUAAAACAGUGGAUUAUAAAAAUAUGUAAAUAAAACAUGUGCCUUUGACCGUACUGUUUGUUGUAUCUCCAAACAAAAAGCCAUUACAAACUAUCUGUGGCUCAAGGAUAACCAGACAGCCCAAAUAAACAUGAUACAUUUUGCUUUUUAACUUGCCUCAACAAUUAGUGAAAUAACUUAGAGAUGUGUUUGUUAAGCUGUUACUUAUGGAAGAAAUUUGCCCCGUGACCAAUGGCACAUAUUUCUGAAGUAUUUUUGCAUGUUCAUUAAAAUCCCCAUGGCAGUUUGAAUCCACCUGAUACGGGUCACAACCAAAUACAUUGGCCCUUGAGGUCUAUCUAGUAAUAGAGGACUUGGGUUAAUUCAGUUUGACAAGAGUUGGCUAGAUUGCUGUUGCAUAGCUUGCUAUGGGCAUUUCCAGAUGACCUGUUCAUCCUGAUUUGUUUGCAGGGAGAUAGGACAAUGUUGGCUGCUCAGAGAGCAUUCACCAGUAGUGGCUGGUGAGGCAGUAGGUGUAGGGUACCCAACACAGCAGGACGCGGGUGGCGCUGUGGGUAAAACCUCAGUGCCUAGGACUUGCUGAUCGCAAGGUCGGCGGUUUGAAUCCCCGCGGCGGGGUGAGCUCCCGUCAUUCGGUCCCAGCUCCUGCCCACCUAGCAGUUCGAAAGCACCCCUAAGUGCAAGUAGAUAAAUAGGUACCGCUUUAUAGCGGGAAGGUAAACGGCGUUUCCGUGUGCGGCGCUGGUGCUGGCUCGCCAGAUGCCGCUUUGUCACACUGGCCACGUGACCCGGAAGUGUCUCCGGACAGCGCUGGCUCCUGGCCUCUUGAGCGAGAUGAGCGCGCAACCCUAGAGUUGGACACGACUGGCCCGUACGGGCAGGGGUACCUUUACCUUUACCUUACCCAACACAGCAGGUUUCUGAGAAGCAGAGGGGCAGCUAUGAGGAGCUUGGCAUAGUGCAGCGCAUGGUGGCAGAGCCAAUCCAACACUCCUGCCUGUAUGCACCACACUGAGCUCCCUGAAUUGGGGCCCUUCCUGUCUCUAUACACAGCAGCAACCCGGUGGGUUGGGAAGCCAGGAGAGCAACACAGCCCCCCUCACCCCCACUAGUGCCUUACCAGCUGCUACUGGUAUUCAGUCUUGCAGGAAGGUUAGUUGACUAUGCAAGUGUUAGCCUACACUUUCUGGUACCUUUCCCAGUCACUUUCCUCAUUGCAAAAAGUCUGAACUUUUGGAGAAGUGGAUUUGUUUCACAAGCCCUCCUAAUCAAAAACAGUUGUGACAUUUGAAUUUUUGUUGCGGAAUUGAAUCCCACCUGAAAAUAGCAAGUCUGGAAGUGCCAUAUGCACCAUUCAAAAGCAGGUAUCAUUUUGACUUUAUUUUGCUCUGAGAAAAUAUAUAAAGUUGGCACUUAUUUCAAGCUCAUGACAAAGUAAUUAAUUAUGCAUGCUGUUUUGUGAACUAAAGAUGAAGAAACAAAAUAAAAAAAUCCUUCCAGUAGCACCUUAGAGACCAACCAAGUUUGUUAUUGGUAUGAACUGAAUCUGAAGAAGUGUGCAUGCACACAAAAGCUCAUACCAAUAACAAACUUACCGUAGUUGGUCUCUAAGGUGCUACUGGAAGGAUUUUUAAAAUUUUGUUUCGACUAUAGCAGGCCAACACAGCUACUAAAGAUGAAGAGUAUAUCUUACUUAAAAAAGUAAUGGGAUUAUCCUGAAACUCUGUUCUCUCCUCUCCCCCCACCCCACACUCCUCUUUGUUACAGGAGGAAUUUUGUUACGGCUGGUGCUGGAGCAGGGAUUGCCUCUGUGUUCCAUGCUCCAGUGGGUGGACUUCUAUUCACACUGGAGGAGGUGGCCUCUUUCUGGGAUAUCAAGCUAGCCUGGCAAACGUUCUUCUGCUGCAUGACGGCUGCCUUCACCACAGAUCUCAUCUCCUCUUCUCUCUGUGGGUUUGUCUACAGGGGCCAAUUUGGAUUUUUCAAAGCAGAGAUGAGGAUUUUAUUUUGGGUAUGUACUACAUCCACACUAAAUUAAGCCAAGGCCAUGUGUGUAUUUCGCUGUGCCUGUUUAUUUAAAAUAUUCAUAUUCCACUUCACCUUAUGUUCAAGGUUGCUUAUCCUAUGAGGAAAAGCUGCCACAUUGGGGGCUUUUUAAAGUUUAAAGAAAAGGUGAAUAAGAGGUGGCCUGAUAGACGUGUAUAAAUUUAUGAGUGACCUGGACAAAGUGGAUGGAAGAAAACCUUCCCGUCCCUUCUCAUAACACUAGAACUCAUUGUCAUCCAAUGAAAUUGAAUGUCGGAGGAUUCAGGCAAGCAAAAGAAAGUACUUCUCCAUGCAGCACAUAGUUCAGGGGUAGGCAACCUAAGGCCCGUGGGCCAGAUGCGGCCCAAUCGCCUUCUCAAUCCAGCCUGCGGACGGUUCGGGAAUCAGUGUGUUUUUACAUGAGUAGAAUGUGUGCUUUUAUUUAAAAUGCAUCUCUAGGUUAUUUGUGGGGCAUAGGAAUUUGUUCAUUUUUUUAUUCAAAAUAUAGUCCGGCCCACCACAUGGUCUGAGAGUUGGUGGCUGAAAAAGAUUGCUGACCCCUGAUAUAGUUAAACAGAAGAAUUUGCUCCCAUAGGAGGCAGCAGCAACCCCCAACUUACGGUAGAUGGCUCUGAAAGUAGAUUAGACAAAUUCGUGGAGGAUAAGGCUAUCAAUAGCAACUAGCCAUGAUGGCUGUGCUCUGGCUCUACAGUCAGAGGCAGGAAGAAGAAGAAGAAGGGGAGUCUGGAUUUGAUAUCCUGCCUUAUCACUACCCGAAGGAGUCUCAAAGCGGCUAACAUUCUCCUUUCCCUUCCUCCCCCACCACAAACACUCUGUGAGGUGAGUGAGGCUGAGAGACUUCAAAGAAGUGUGACUAGCCCAAGGUCACCCAGCAGUUGCAUGUGGAGGAUCGGAGACACGAACCCGGCUCCCCAGAUUACGAGUCUACUGCUCUUAACCACUACACCACACUGGCUCUCAGUGCUUUUAAAUACCAGUUGCUGGUAACCACAGGAGGGGAGAGGGCUCUUGUGCGCAGGUCCUGCUUGCAGACUUCCCAUUGGCAUCUGGUUGGCCACUGUGAGAACAGGAUGCUGGACUAGAUGGGCCAUUGGCCUGAUCCAGCAGGUUCUGCUUAUAUUUUUUUAGAAUCAUAAUUAAAAUUCCAUAAAACAGAAUUACAAAUAAGUUGAACAUCUAAAACAGCAGUAAUAAACACCCAGCUCAACUGAUUUCAGCUUCCAAACACCAUCCUGAAUAAAAAAACCUUGCAGACUCUUAACAUUUUUUAAAAAUUAAAUUUAUAUACAACACUUCAUCUGAAGAUCAUAGGGUAGUUUACAACAUAAAAACAUUCUUCUGAAAAUGAUCACAAGUGUGCUUUGGUUAACUUUCUCUGGAAGGCCAUUCCACAACCCUGAACAAUCAUCCCCCAAAAAGCUCAAAUCUUUGCUGAGGUUGACUUGACCUCAAACAAUGAUGGAACACUGAACAGGGCACCAGAUCAGGUGGGAAUAAAUCAUUCUGUUAGGUGUGCAUGUCUAAGACCAUAAAGAGCUUUAAAGAUUAAGAACAGUGAGUGGUAUCCAAUGCAAAUUGUACUCAGAGCAGACCCAUUCAAAUGAAUGAACAUGACUAACGUAGGGCCAUUAAUUUCAAUGGGUCUACCUUGAGUAAAACUAUUGGGCUAUAACUCAGUGUCUUGAAUUGUUAGCAGAUGGCUCCUGCCUCCCCAUUAUCACCAGGACAAUAUCAGAAGAUUAUGGGUAACAUUCAUCCUGGUUUUAGUGAAUACUCUGGGCAGGAGCAGAUGCAUCUUAGGAAUCCUGCAGAGCAGGAAACAGCUUUGAGGCAAUUCAGGGGGUGAGAAUCAUGUGUGGGGAACCCAGGCUGCUUCUCCCUUCUAUAUUUCCCCACUUUGAAACUGAUUUCUUUAAAAUAAGGAAGUUCCUACAAUGUGCCUUUGACCCUCUUUUAACUUGCUUGCUCCAUAUGUGGAUCUUAAUAUGGGAAACACCACAGUUUCGACUGAUUUAAGGCAUAUGCCACUUCAUACUUCUCAUGUGAAUAUGCCAUAAAACACAGGAGACUGUUUUAUAAACUGGAGAGUAAUCCAAACAAAGAUUGAGGCGAAACAUAGUUGGGGACAAGUAAUACCUUCAUAAUAUCGGUGUUCUUGGCAAGAUUGGAGACUUACGGAGAGAACUGAGUGAGAGAAACCUUUUGCAGAACAAUCUUGUUUUAUAGCAGUGCUUUGAACAAUCCUAAAAACUGACUAGAAGCACCAAUAUAGUUUUCCAUUUCAUGUUUGAAUUCUUUAUCUCAUAUGAUUUCUUGCAGGCUCUUCUUUAGUAUUCCUUUGUGGACUCAUCUUCUUUCUCAUCUGAUCCUCAACCAGAUGUAUGAUAAGGGAAUUUAGCAAAUAUAAUUGAAUGUGGAUGUAAUGGAAAAGUGGGUAGGAGGGAGAGAAAACUCUUAAGAAAUAGGCUCAUGGAAACACACUUAUCUGUCCAAGAAUGUCCUCCUGAGCAAUUUAGGGACUAGCUACUCAUUUUUUUUAUUUUUUGCAAAACAUAUUACAAUGACGUCAUCAUUAUGUGUCCAGAGCACUGCCUAGUCCUAUGUUGUUAGAUAAGUUUCAAUUCUUAAGCCCCAAGAAUGUGGACAAGGUGCUUGAAUUGGUCAGGGUGACCACUUGUGCUCUGGACCCUUGCCCCUCUUGGCUGAUAAAAACUAGCUGGGCCAGGGAGGUGAUUUAUGCCUCCUUGUGAGAGUGAAUGGUCCCUGCCUGCUUGAAGGAGGCAGUAGUAAAAUCAUUCCUUAAGAAAUCCUCACUGGAUUGGGAAAAUCAAAGUUAUUACCGACCAGUUGCCAAUCUUCCCUCCUUGGCGAAGGUUCUUGAGCAGGUGGUCGCAGACCAGAUCCAGGCACUCUUGGAGGAAACUGAUUUUCUAGUUACAUUUCAAUUGAGGUUUAGGCUUAGUUUUGGAGCAGAAACUGUUUCAGUUGUAAACUGUCCUAUGGGCGUAGUCAAGGAGGGGCAGGGAGGGGCAGCUGCCCCCACCCCAGAUCAAGUGAAACAAUAGGAAUACUUAACUAACUGACCAAUCACGUCAGUUCUGUCCCUUAACAAAAGUCCUGUCCCCCCCAACAAAGUCUUGCCCCCCCUAACAAAAAUCCUGGCUACACCCAUGAACUGACCUGUGACCCUCAUAUGAAGGGCUGUAUAGAAAUUAAAUAAACAAAUAAAUAAAUAAAUAAAUAAAACAAGUUAGUUUUAGUAACUUGCAUACAUAUUUUGGCACAUCUAUGGCAUGGUUUCCAUACUUGAGCAAACAAAGUUUCUGCAGGCAUAACAAAUAACAAAAGUAUGUUCAAAAUGAGUACCUUUUAAUGUUACAUUCUAGGCCCAAGGACAGGCAGGGGGUAAGCAAUUGACCAAUAAACUGUGGUCCUUGGCAUCUUCAGUUUUCCCAUAUAUGUAGGAUAAUGAUACUUGACACAUUGUUUUGCCCACUGAAGUAACUUUUAAGUGCUGUUAACCUGAGAAGAUAAUUCUCUUCUGGCUAGACAGGAUAAAACUGGCACAAACUCCUGUCUUCUGGAUUUGUGCUAAGCCACCUUACUGUAACAAAGGGGCACAGACCUUGGCAGAUAUAAUGAAAAGAGAGUUGAAACUUUGGAUUGUAUUACAACACCUGCCGUAGGAAAGUUAGCCUAAUAAUGCUACAUUUGUGAACAAUUCAUUUUUAUCAGAUAGCGUUUACAAAGAACUGCUGUUCCUUCGUGGAUAGUUUGAUAAAAGAAUGUAGGCCAGCAUACCUUUGGUACUUUAUAAUAUCUAUUAACUUAAUAUUGAUAGCAAAAGAGAUUACUCAUGGAUUUGCCAGACAUAAACACAAGCAGUUCUACUGCGUCCGAUCAGACCAACAGCUUAGCUCAGACUUAACUACAUGCUUGGGAGACAUUUCCAAAAGAAGCUAUUAUGUCACCCUCCACCAGGGCCCUGGUUACCAGAGCUAUUAGCCACUGUUACAGAAGAAGAAAAGAUGUGGCAGGUUUUUGUUUAAUUCCACUCAAACUCAGACCUUGGGAUUUUGGGUGAUUUCAGAAGGGUCAAGAAUAAAAGGCAAAAAUGAACGGAAGAUGUCCAAAGGUGCUGUAGAAGUCAAGACUCACUUUAUUUUUAGAAAGUUGUUUGACACAUUUCAAGCUGUGCAGCUUUUUCUUUCCAAGGGUAUUUCCCUUGUGCAACUCUUUGCAGAGAAAGCAACGUUCUUUUUGCACUUGCCUUGUUUAGGUGAAGAGACAGGUGGUAAAUGGUGGGGGAGAGAACUUGCUCUCUCUGGAAAGGGUCUUGCAAGAAAACACAUUUUCAAGGGUAUUUAAAGCCCUAGUUAGCUCAUUUUGGGGCUGUGUACACAUUACCAGUUUAAAACUUAACUAGGCCUGCCCCUCCUCAGUUUGGAUUAAAACUGGUUUGGGUGAAAACACGUCAAAAUGCAGCAUUUUAUAGGAAACAACAGAAUAGAUACAGGAUUGUCGCUUACAUUGUGCAUAUACCACUUGUGCAUCUAUGAUCAGAAACAGGUACUUGUUGGUAGUGGCACCUGGUUGGGUUUAUGGAACAUCUUCCUUUGAGGAAGUUUUUACUCAACAUGAAGAAAAGCCACUUUGCCACAAUUGCCAUACAGAACAAUACAGUGGAUUAUAAUGACUUCCGCCUUGAGUUACAGUUUAUAGUCCUUUAUAAGUUUAUUUAGGAUAUUUCACAAAAGAGCAAUUGAUUUUGACUCCCACUCUCCUGGAGGAACUGUUGCCAGUGUGGUUUCUACCACAGCUUCACUGGUUUUUUUUUGCUUGCCAGCUAGGCUACUUAAUCAAAUGCUUUCAUUUCAUUUAGUGUGGGGCUCCAGGGAAAUCUGGCUGCUUUCAUGUUUUAUAGCCAAACUCUGAGCAGAGAGCUUGUGGGUUAUGUCAAGAAAAAAACCAACAUUUAUUUUCUUCAGUUUAUGCUGAAUGUAAUGUAAAGAAGUCUUAAGACCCUUGAUUUUCCAAGGGUAGGAUUUUAUGGAAGUCUGAAUUUAUUAUUUAUAAUUUCUGCAGUACUAUGCACACUUAACCUGGGAAUAAGCGUGCAUAGGACCAAGCAGCACAACUUGCUACUACUCAGAACAAAGUGUAGUUCAUCUUGGUUGGAUUUAAGUUUUAAAGAGCAGGAAAAAUGUGAAAUGUACUCAAGUAGGAACUAUGAACCAAGAUAAAUCUUAUGAACUCAUGCUGCAAAUGUAAUGCACACUGUGUUAGAAGAAACAUGUUAGAAGACAAAAAUAAAUUAUAUAUAAUGCAUAUUUCACUUGUAAUAGCUUAUGGUUCAGCUUCAGUUAUAUCAUGCAGGUUCUUUUUUUCUUUUGGAGAAAGCUAUAUGUAGCAGAAUCAAGGGGCGACUCUUUGCUGGAGGUAUGCCAGCCAAGUAGCUAUAGGGCAGUGCGGGGGAACAAAAUUAAAAUGUUCAUUACCGCUCCACCCACUUUCUACCUCUGGCCCCACACAGCGUUGACAUAUGAACCACAUAAGUUUGCCCAAAAGGAAUGCAGCCCACAGGCUGAAAGAGGUUCCACACCCCUGCUAUAGGAUAUGGUGGAAGCUCCCUAUAUCUGGUGCAACACCCAAUAUGCCACUGCUGUUGCUUAUUCACUGGUACAACUCUCCAGAUAUGCUGGCUGAGCACUCCAUCAGUACAUCUGUUCCUGGAGCCACUGGAAGCCAUAUGAAAUUGUUUCUGGCAUAUGGCGGCCCCCAAACCCAAUCCUGAGCAGGCAAAUACAAGUUAUAAGCAAUUGAGCAAGUGCUUCUGUUUUAGGGAAAUAGGAUUGUAUGGGAUUACUUGCAUCCUUUAAAAAAUCAUUUCUGUUGGUAUGCAUGUGUUUGAUGGAGAGCAGUGCAAAUGUGUAGUAAGGCUCUGCUGGUUUUACAGACCUGUAGAAGAUGUACAUCUGCUGUUAGGACGUUCAGAAGGUCAACAAUGUAGUCUUCUGUACUAAAGUACCCAGCAGUCUCUGUAAGGCUGCAGUCCCCAACAUGGUACAUAGGAACACCAUGUUGCCCUUGGCACCCACCAAGUCUCCCUUUCUUCCAUUUUUUAAAUGUUCCCCCUUUUUGGAGACUUGGUAGUUUUAGCUGUUCCUGUACUUAUUUGGGGUUUGUGUUUUGCCUGUUUUAGGGGAGGUGGCUUCUGAGUAUUGUCAUUCUAUGAAAUGGGUAUUUUGUGGUGCCCACAACAGUUUCUGAGAUUUAAAAAUAUGCCCCUCGGGAUCCCCUGCUUCUUAGGGACAUAUAGGAAGUAAAAGGAAUCAGGAAGCAAUGAGCUUGCCAUGGAAUUAAAGAAGAGUUCUAGAUUGUGAUACAGUAGCAAAAAAUGCUAAUGCUUUUCUAGGCUGUAUGAACAGAAGUAUAGUGUCCAGAUCAAGGGAAGUAAUAGUACCGCUCUAUUAUGCCUUGGCCAGACCAUACCUGGAAUCCUGUCCAAUUUUGGGCACCACAAUUUAAGAGGGAUGUUGACAAACAGGAAUGUGUGCAGAGGUGGGCAACCAAGUUGAUCAAGGGUCUGGAAACCAAGCUUUAUGAGGAACUGUUAAAAGAGCUGGGUAUGUUUAGCCUAGAAAAGAGGAAGCUGAGAAGAUAUAUAUAUAUAUAUUUAAAUAAUAUUUAUUGAAAGUUUUUUAGAAUUACAGAAAAAAACACAGCAGAAAAAGAAAAAAGAGAAAACAAAAAGAAAACAAACCACAUCAAACAAUGUAGAUUCAAAAAACAAAAAUACACCACAAACAGAUAAAAACAAAUCCAUCAUUCUCUAAUCCUCAACUUUCAUUAUCUUCUUUCUUUGACCUCCUCCUCCUCCCUUUUUUUGUAUCCUAGUUAUUAAAUAUCGCAGCAAAUCCUUUCCAUAUUUCAUAAUAUUCUGUCAUUACAUUCCCUUAAUCUAUUUUCAUCUUAUCUUAUAGAAAACCUUAAAACUUAAAUCUUAUUUUUACCAACUUCUCAUAACCAUAAUAUUCUUACCUAAUUCUUUAGACAUUUUUGCUAGAGCCAAGUAAUUUCGUUCCAACAUUUUUCUAACAUUCAUCAAUUUUAUAAAACAAUCCUAGUAAUAAAAGAAAUAAAAACAAUCCAAUCUUCAUCCAGCGUCCCUUCCUCCUGGUCCCGGGUUUUGUCAGUCCUCUUUAUCUCAUUGAUCUAGCACAUUAACCUGGUAACCUUAUAUCCGAGGCCCUUAAGUCUCUUCCAUGUCCCUUCCGCAGCUCUUCUUCAUAUUGUCCUUUCACUCGUGGGAACUCCAGCUUGGUAAUGUUUUUGACCCUUUUCAACAAAUCAGCCCCUUUUCCAAAGUCCAGACUAAACUCCAUGUGGUAUUUAAAAACAUGUUUCAGAAUCCCUCCAAGAUUAAGAGCCCCCACAGCCCCAAACCUCUCACAGCCCAUUGCUAGACUUGGAAAGUCCAAACAUGCCUGCAUAGGGGGGUCUAUCCAACCCCCCAUUUCCAAACCAGUCCAAACCUUAUCUUUCCAAAUCUGGCUUUUUCCAAGUUCAUUUGUCAAAUCCAAAGGCUCAUGUUCCUGCAGGGCCACAGCUCCCUCCAUCUCUGGCGCCCAAGAUUCAGCAACAUCCUCUUCUCUCAUCUGUUCUGCCAGGGCACACUCCUGAUUUAAUUCCUGGGUGGGCUCCAUAUAGUUUCCCAGUGCCUGUUCAAAAAUUCUGACCGCAUUAGUCAUCAAAUCCGUAUUCUCAUUUAACUGUUCCAGUAGGGCAUUUGUUUUACAGAGAGCACACAACAGAGCUUCUGAAUACAUUGUCCUGCAAGGUCACAAGUCUAUUCCCACGACUGUAAUCUGUAACAGCUGCAAGCUCCCUGGAAUUAGUUACAGUUUUACAGGCUCCCUCUAGGGGGGAAACUUCUAUUUGUUCUUUCUUUUAAAGACGAAUCUAGCAACAAAGUUUCCUUUUUGAGAUAUUUUGUCAAUAUUUGUUCCUUUAAAAUGCGAAAGGGAACAGUGGAAUCUCUAUGUUUCUCUUCUUUUAGCUAUCUGUCAAAAGCGUUUGUCUCUGGUCAAUGAGCUUCAAACGUCAGUCCUGACACCCCGCUCCAGGAUCAGGACGGUGGAAAGUUACUUUACUUUAAACUCACUUCUGCAGGUUUAAACAGUCCGAAAAAGAUCCCCCUUCUUCUCCUGCUUCCGAAGGGGGGUUCAACAAUUUUAAAUGAUGAAAGUUAAUCUUUUAGCGAUUUUCUAAGCUCUAGUUUACGUUGUCUUUGCUUUAUUCUGUCUACAAAGAAACGGAAGGCUGACUUCCUGUUUAGACCUUCCCGUUUCAGUGCCAAAUUGAAGUAAAUUUUUAAGUCCAAUUCCUUUCUGCUCGCAAGUCCUUAUUUAAAGUCCAAUUGUCCGAAAUUUAAGUACUCAUGGGUGAUUAUUUUAGAAGCCAAAUUGUCCCAGGAAAAAGGCAGCGCUCUCCAGCAACGGCUAUGCGGCUUCGCUCCACGGAAAAAGCAGUUGACUCUCAGCACCGCGCCACUUCCCCCUCUUCGCUUCAGAGCCCGUUAGUGGGUUCCUUUGCGGGUUGGGGGGGUGCUAAGGGUGCCCGCCGAGUCCCAUGGUCACAGGCUUCAUCCGCCUGUGAUUUUCGAAAGGGUCCCCGCUUCGCCGUAGCGGAAAAGACCCGUUUCGCGCGGAGCUAGUCCCUCCAGAUCAGAGGGAGUCCGCCAUUGCCGAUGGCGCCACCCCGGAAGUCGAAGCUGAAAAGAUAUAUGAUAGCCAUCUUCAAUUAUCUCAAAGGCUGUCACAUGAAAGAGGGAACAAGCAUUGUAGGGUAGGACUCGAACCAAUUGGCUUCAAGUUAUAAUAAAGGAGAUUCUGACUAAACAUAUGGAGAAAAUUCUGACAGUAAGAAUUGUUUGACAGCAGAAUAUUCUCUCUCAAGAGGUUGUGGACUCUCCUUGCUUGGAGGUUUUUAAGCAGAGGUUAGAUGGCCAUCUGUCAUGAAUAUUUUAGUUGAGAUUCCUGCAUUGCAGGGGGUGAUCCUUGGGAUCCUGUCCAACUCUACAAUUCUAUGAUUCUAUGAAAUUAAAGAACUACAACAGGAAUAAAAUUGAUUAAAACAACUCAAUGUCUGAAAAGAUUUCCUUGAUAGAGAAACCUCAAGGAUAUAUACAGCAUGACAAGUUCUUUGGGAGGCACUGGCAAAACUUAGAAUUUCAAGGGAAAACAUGCUGUUGAUUCUUAAAUAAUAACUGGCCAUCCAACAAAGGUAGAAGACAGCAUCAGAUAAAAUAAAGAAUCUGGCAUGAGGUCCUUGGCUAUGAUCCAUAAGCUAUUACAAGUACAACCUGCAUUUUCUACAUCUAAUUUCUGCUUCUUUGAGUUGUUGUAUCACACCUCUUUUAACAGAGUGGCUGCUGCAUGUCAACUAAAAUGGCAAAAUUAACAGAACAUAUUGUUUCUUUCCUCUUCAAUGCAGGUUAAGAACUUACUGGACAUGAGUGUGUUGGCCUUCGUUCCAGCCAUUUUCCUUGGAAUACUUGGAGGACUUUUAGGAGCUCUUUUUGUUUUUCUGAAUAUAAGAAUUAAUAGAUUACGCAUGUGGUUCUUCAACACAAUUCCAAAAACAUCCCUCAGAAAAACAGCUAAGCUCCUAGAAUCUGUGCUGGUUCUUGUAAGUACUUAAUGGUGUUUUGCCAAGUGUUCCAAAGUUACAACUGUGCUAGCUAGAAUUAAGACCUAAGUCUGAAAACAUAAAGGUUACUAGAACAAUGGAAGGUGCUAAGUUGCCACAUAGAACUGGCAGAAUAACAGCAGAUACUCAGAGGCCCUGAAUCUAUCUCCUACCAAUAUUUUCCAGUCUUUCUGAAUUAUGCAGAAGUCUAGUCAUUAACAAUCAGGUUAGGAUUGUAAUUUACAACAGUUAUUGUUGAUACUGCUACAUAAUACAUUGUUUGGGAAUAUAUCCAUAAUUCAUAAAUUUAUGUUCAGCUGUUCAGACAUAUUUUGAUCUUAUCACAUGCAUACAAAUUUAAACAGAGACUUUGGGGUUAGGGACCCACAUAUAUGGAAAUAAAGCAGAUAGGAAACAAGGUAACUCUGAGUACCUUCCUGCUAAGAAGCUGCUGAUCUCUAGGCUAUGAAAUGAGAGGUCCUUCCAUGCAAUAAAUAAAAGAUUAUUUCUUCACUGUAUUUUUUAUAACAACUAGCUUAAUUAACUAUUGGAACAUUAUUAUUAUUAGUAGUAGUAGCAUUUAUUUAAUUUCUAUACUGUCCUUCAUUUAAAGAUCACAGGCCGGUUUACAAUAUAAAAAUGCAACAAUACACACCAUAACAACAAACAAAAAACAAUAACAUGGAAAGAUUACUUCAAAAAGUUUAAAACAAACAACAAAGCUUGCAUUAGAAUUUUGCUUAAGAAUGGAGAUUGGCAAAUGCAGUUGAUGCAUGAAUAAGGAUUCUGAGUGCAGGGAUCUUUGAAGCAUUGAUUCAUGGGAUUCCACGUCAGCAUCUAUGCUUCUUGGCCUGACUUUAAUAAUUUCUUUUGUAAUUAAGGAAUUUCCCCUUAUUGUUCUUCAAUACACUCACACAUUUCUCCUCUGACUGACUGCUCUCACCACCAUGUGAAAACUCAGUAGGUCACACAUGGUAAAUAUUACUGGCAAAAUGAGUGUUUAUAGAAUAGGCAAGUCCUUGCAUAAUGAGCAACAUUGUCUAUUGUUUGGAUGCACUUGAAAAAUAUGGGUCAAGGCACAAAAAAAGCAUUUGGGUAGAGUUCUUGCACACAGAUCAAACCCACCAUACUCAUCUACCCUCCUUAACUUCCUCAUAGUUCCUUCCCUAGCCAAGCAGCAAGAGAAAGUGGGCAGACAUCAUGCACCUGUUAAUUCUCCUGUGCGAUAUACUUAAAACAUAGAACACUUAUUACAGGUACCUAUUGCCUACUGUAGGAAGGUGGGAGAGUGGGCAGUGGGUCCAGUGAACUGCCUCUUGCUUUGGAGUAAUGUGGCUUCAGUCCCUGCCUGCUUUAGCAACAGAAGAAAAGCAGUAAUAGCAUGCUCCCCUGUCCUUCACUGACUUGUCUCCACCUCCAGGAUGUGGUGAGUUUAGCCCUUGCUGCCUUAAUGAAUAGAAGGCAGGACCACAACAAUCAUGGCUAGCUCGAUCGAGGAUUCUGCACAGCGUUAGGGCUCGCCCACACUUCCGCUUGUCUUAUACCUAGAAAGCAAAGGUCUGAGAGGUUAUCUGCUUGUCCUGUGCUUUUAAAGUACAAGUUCAAGUAGCUUUUCAUCUGUUCCAUUGCUUACCCUGGGAAAACCUUCUGUUUACUACUGAAUCAGAACCAACAUCAAUCUGCAGACAAACUGACAUUUUUUUCUGAUUAGCGGUAAACAAGUAGGAAUGCUAGAUAUCUUGAAGAAAUGUUCCAGUAACUAACGGAAGACAAUUCCAAUCCUAAAACCAGUACAAAAGAAGUCAGAAUUGUAGUCAUGGAUUGCUGGAUUGUGAACUUUGAUAUUAGACCUUUCAAGAGCUUAGAUACACCUUUCUUAUAUGAACGUGAACUUGAGUGGGUGUGUAUAAGGGUAAAUUUGUUUAUUUUAUAUUCAACAUUUCUCUCUUAUGUAUUUUUAAAAACAUGUACAGGUUUUGACCAUUACUGCAACGGUCUACUUGCCAUAUUUCUUUCACUGUACUCCAGUCAAGAACCUGCCAGAAUUUGAACCAUCUACUAAGCCAGAGAAGUAAGUAGUGAAAAGAGAAAUGCAGGCAUCUUUAUAAGUGCCACUGGCUUCUUCAUUUUCAGAAUUGGUCCCUUCACGAAGCUUAAGUGCAACUUCAUAAGUUGUGGUGCCAGACCAACAAUUUGCUUGAAUAUGGGAGCCCAGGAAAUGAAACGUUUCCAUCCACCCAUUCCAUCCAUCCAUCCACUCACCCAUCCACGCACCCAUCCAUCCCAACCUUCCUAUCCAUCCUAUUCUGAUGUUUCUAUUUAAGAAACCUUUCAGAAUGAUGUCAUGGAAUCAUAGAAACAGUUGGUUGUAAGGAAAUCACAGAAAUAAUCCCCUUGGGUAAUUCUCAAAUGAUGCAUCUAAAGUAAAUUUCAAUAACACAGUACCUGUGGGUACUAGUGUGUCCACCCCUCUUUAUAUGGCACGUAUGAAAGGUAAAUGCUUCCUCACAAAUCAGUGCAUGAGAUAUUGUUAGCUCUUCCUCCUCAAUUCCUGUUUGCACUAUCUUAGCCUCUCCUACACCUCUCCUAUAGCAGCCAUUUUGUGUUAUGCCACACCCCUACAGCAGCCAUUGUGCGACCCCCACUGGUUAGCACAGCACUUUAUUAAAAUUCCAUAUGUGCCCCCUGGUCCCAAAAGAUAAGUGACCUCGCAUCUAGAGUUAUCAGUGGGCUAUAGGCUCUUUUGUGACCGGAUUGCUCCCCAUUAUACACAUUGCAACACAAGGGCUUAAAAAGGAGAGCUGUCUUCUGAAUAAAGAGAUGGAGGCUAACUGCUUAAGUACAGAACAUAUGCACGAUGUCAGUCAUAUAAACACAAAGCUAACUCCUCUUCCUAAACUAAGUUUAGUUUCAAAUUUAAAGAUAUAGAAGUGAAACACUUUACCAAAUCAUUGAAUACUUUAAAAAGAACCAAACAAGCACCAAUCCUAGAGUUAUUCAAUGGAUAAUAAAUAUUUUGGAGAGAUAUUGAGGACUUCAGAUACUCACACAUGUGUUGAAAGAACAUGUGAGGGGGAGUUGUGGGUCCACAUGGGCUAGUCCCACCCCUAACUGGUCUUUGCUGGAUGGUGAACUUUGAUAUUAGAUCUUUCAAGGACUUAAAUACACCUUUCUUAUAUUUAGUUGGUUUGUUAUGGGGCUCUACAUGUGUACUUUCCCUUUAUGAAAGGGAGAAUACAGAUUGGGUGAGGAUUAUGAAAGGGAGAAUACAGAUUGGGUGCAUAUAGUGUUCUAUGCACUUACAUGCUCCUCUGUUGCAUUUGGAGCUGGGAGGAAGAUAUGUCUAUCGAGGAUGGUGAUGAGUGGCCCAGUCUGCUUGCUCUGCCUCACAUGUUAUUCAAUACAUGUAGUAUGUCUGAACCCCCUUUUGCAGUAUGUAUUCUACUCAUGAAUACAAUGUUGUUUCUUUUAUUUUUGAUUUUUCAAGUAUAAGCCAGCCUACGUGGCACAUUUCAGAAUAUAACUGUCCCCUGGGAACAAUCCAGACUGGACCAGAUGGAGCGAACUAUUCCAACCGAUCCUUUAAUGAAGGUAUGCAGGAGGGUGGGUGGGGAGUAGAACUAGGAAUAGGAAUGACCAGCAUUCAUGUAACUGCAUUUCUCCAACUAUGCUGUUUCUCUCCAGAACACAAUUUGACCAAAGUCUUUGAUUUCACUGUUACUUGGGGUUGAAUAACAAACUAGAAACAGUUUCUGAGGCAUUCAAGGAGAUCAGAUGCUUCUUAACCGUGUUAUGCUCUUCUACACUUUUCUAGAGACUUUGGUAGCUCAGCCCUAUUUAGGACUUUGGUCACAGGACAUGAUAGCUUAGGUGGAUAGGCAGCAAUACUAAAAGGACUUGCCUUGCCUAUCUGCCCAAUGAAUCUUGAGUUGGAAGAUGUGGCAUAACAAACAGCAACCACAGUCACAAUGAUCCAUCAGCAUCAGUGUCCUUGGUGCUCUGUAGAGUUUAACAAGCAAAAGCAAAUCUAGACAGGCCUCCUCCACAUCAUCCUUCUAAUCUAUAAUAGACAAUGGAAAAAACAGAAGGUGGCAUGGAAGUAGAGAGGGGAAGGGAAGGUAGCAAGGGAUGGAUCUGAACAACUUACAUGUCCUUAAUUGUGGUUUACAAUUGCCAAUUGAGACUGAACAGUUAAGCCAUUGGUUUUGUGAAAAAAGUAAUUUUGAGACCUGUGCAGAUGCAACUGUACACAGAAGCCUGUUUGAUAAACUAUCUGGACAUUAGAGCCCUUCUGCUUGUUCUUUCUCUCACCUCCCACCUUUCCAAUCUCAUUUAAAGCUGCUGCUCUCUUGGCUGAGAAUGGGAUGAGAGGAAUCACGUACUUAUUCAGACGUGGAACUCACGAGGAAUUUGGAUAUGCUUCUCUUUUUACGGCACUUGUAUUCUACUUCUUGCUUUCCUGCUUGACAGCAGGCUCUGCCAUUGCAAGUGGUUUGGUUAUACCUAUGCUGUAAGUAUUGCAUUCAUUUUAUGCUACUAUAGGAUGCAGGUAUCUCUAUGGAAAUCCACAAUAUGGUGAAAGUCACUCAGUACAUUCCACUUACACCACACAUUUUCAACAUUGCAACUGCCUACAUGUAAACCAAAGAGGUUAGUUAUUUACUACAUAUGGUGAUGGGUAAAAAUAGUCAUGUAUACCAUCCACCUCUUAUUCUGGACAAAAUAGACUUGCAUUUAUGUCUCAUAUAAGAAAAGUGGGUCAGCUGCCUUCAGAAAAAUGCUUAACAAGUGGCUGAAAAGAGCAGGCAGAUCUAAUGAUUUAUCAGAGCCUUUCUGUCUUUGCAUCUCAGGUUGGUUGGGCACCUCUAGGCUGGUACUUUCUUGCAGGUGUGUUGUGAAAUGUAUUAUUGGCACAGUAAUAGCACAUUAGUGGUGGAUUUAUUCUGCUUUAUUAUUUCUGCAAUGCUUCCCCAAUGUUAUCACAUUAUGGUUGUCUAGUGGGACUAUGGUACAACAAAAGCAGGACACCUCCACCCCUCAGAACAUCUGUAGUAUGUAAAGCAAUGGCAAGUUACAGGAUGGGCACUGAUUGGAAAUGAAGCAGUGUGACCACCCCAAAACUUUGGCAGGUGUAAAUAGUAUUGAAAGUGGGAAUGAUAGCAGCAUGACCACAAAUCACCGUGCCUGUGCAAUAAAAAGGAUGCCUGGAGAUAUUAUUUUGAGUUUGUUUGAGAUAUAUCUGACACUCUAUUGCCAAAACUUAGCUUUUCUUUUCAGGUGAUUUUUAAAAAAAUCAAUAUGCAGCUUCUACUUAUAUGUCAUGCAGUAAUCAGAGACCUUUCCUCAAGAUGCUGCUCCUGUUUAUGGGGAAAAAAUCACAAACAUUUCAAUUUCAAAUGCUGUGGGGUAUGUGGCUGUGUGUAUGUCAGAGGCAUCUGUUGACUAAUGCUUGGGACAUCACUAGAGAUUAGCAACACACAGCUCCUACCAAACCAUUAUGAGAACUUUUAUGAGAACUUGUAUCCAAUGUAGCAUGAAGUCACUUGUUUGGCAAGUGCAAGGAAUUAUCAUUGCAAAGUGAAAUUUCCACCAUUCUUCUCUCCCUGGGCACUACCUAAAUCUGCUCUGGAGAUUCCUCCAACCUCUCCUUCUCAGAGAAGAGUUUCAUCUCACCAGGGUAAAUUUUUGCACUCAUAGAAUGAGUGCAUUGGAUGCCACCUUUAAAGUUCAAUUAAAAUAAUUGAUUUGAUGUCUAAGAGUGUUGAAUGCUGCUCUGCUGUUCCACAUCAGUGUUGGAGGGCACAUAUUGUCUUUUAACAGGAAAUGUGGAAAACACCAGACUAUCACCUCCCACUGAAGCAGGGGUUCUUUUUUUAUUUAGUUCAUUGAAGGCUUCAUGCUUCCCUCUCCUGUGCUACUUGCCUGUGAUUUUAUCUAACAUCACUGGCAAGCAAGCAAGCAAGCAAGCCAGCCAAUUUCUCAGAGCAUAGCUGGCCCACCCUUUCAGCAAGACAAUCCCCUUCUAUAAUUCAGAGACAGGUUGUCAUGCUAUAGUGCCAGAUCUCUGCUAGCACAGUUACCAAGAGAAAAUGAAAACCAUUUAUCUGCCCAGACAAGUGUCUUUACUGUCUUCUUUUCCUUUGCAGGUACACAGGUGCAUUAUAUGGCAGGAUAGUUGGCUUGAUACUGGUUUCCAUUUUGGGGGUUCAGACUGAUGAACACAGUGCAUGGAUUGAUCCAGGGUUGUUUGCCGCAGUUGGAGCUGCUUCUUUCUUCAGUGGUGUUUCAAGGCUAACCAUCUCCCUAACAGUUAUAAUGGUAUGCAAUAAACUAACUUGUAUGCUGUUUCGCCAUUGGCCGCCAUGAUGUUACCAAAUGCCUCAAAAGCAUAUUUGGUAUUUUGGUCUCUGAGUAGUAGACUGGCAGUGUGGAGGAGCACAGUGGAAAUUAGCAGCAGUUUGCCCUGCUUCAGAAAGCUCUGUGGUAGAAAAACUGGAGCCCUGCCAGAAUCCUUGGAGCACGUGGGCAGAGGUUCGUUGUCCUUUUCACAUGGUCAGCAACUGAGUAAGGUGAAGAAUGAGGAGGUUGCUCUGUACAUCUUUACAGGCAAGCAUGUAGGACCCCCUUCCCCUGGGCUGGUGAUGUGGAGCCCUGAUUGUGUUAGUAAAAUGUGAUAUCUGAAAAGCAAAACAAAACCAACAAAUCCCUGUCUGAACAUUUUCUAGUCUCUGUGUUGAAAGCUGUGUCCAGCAUUAUUGACUUUUAAUAAUAAAAAGGUCAGAAACAGUACAGCUACCACAGAAAAGCUGUAACUCAGAGUACGCAGAAAUCAUGGCACCAUUAAGAAAAUUAAAAAAGCUGAAGGGUCUGCAGUAAUGUUGGCUACUCUUCAAUAUUCCUUUUUGAGAUGAAAAAAGGACUUGGACGUGACAAUGCAAAAACAUAGUUAAAAGGUGGUGACCUUGAAUUGUAAAGUGCAUACAUUUUUCCAAUACCGUUUGAUAGGUUCCAAAAUAAUUUUGGAAUGUUUGCUUUGGCUGUCUAUGCAGUCUUCCAUUUGGAAAGAGUUAUAUGGUGGUGAUGAACAGGUUAGUAAAAUGGUUUUAAAAAAGAAAUACCAGACCCCACAGGCUUUUGCCCACUUCUUCGUUCUUGGCUGCCUCCCUUUUCCAUGUUGAUACUCAGCAUUCUGCCUUUCCUUUUUGCUGAAAGUACUAGGUCUGAUGGUAACAUUUCCACAUGCUCCUAUUCCAGUAUGGAGAAAAGUCCACUUCAUCCAAGUUAAAUAACUGUGCUUAAGCCCAUGCAACUCUAUAUGAGGCUUAAGACUGUUUGUUUAAGUAUUCUAUAAUAUCCUAAUUAAUUAAAUUAGCUAUUGCUUGAUGGCCAAAAGGGCUUCUCAGUGGUUUACACUUUAUAAAAUCAAUGUAAAAAAAUAUAGCCAUACAUAAUUAAAGUACACAAUAAAACACUUCUAUCAAAAUAUUAAAAUAAGCACCCACAAUUAAAAUGCAUAACAAAACAAGCUCAUUGAAACAGCAUAAAAAUUAAAAAAAGCAAUUAAAACAAUUAAACAGGAGGUUCAAGCCAGGAAAUCAGGGGAAUGCUUGUUUAAGCAGCUGUGACUUCAAGAACCAGCAGAAUGCCAAUACAGACAGGUUAAAAUAUUUUAUGUUGAGGGACAAGCUUCAGUUAAGUACAUUUGUAUUUGCAGAUGCAACUAUAUGGAGACAUGCUUUACAAACAGAUUAUUCAGCUAUUGCAAACGGCAUGCAAUAUGCAGUGUGGCAGGAAAUAAAAUGAAUGAGAUCAAGGGCACUUCCAGACUAUCACUAUUUUGGGGUGGGAUUCAUACACAUACUGGCAAAUUCAGUAUGCACAAUUAUAGUUGAUUAGGAGUUCUUGCACAGCAAAUCUACUUCCCAAAAGCGAUGGAAAAAUGUACUGGAAAGUGCGGGAUAACACUUGCAUUGACUGAACAUCUUUUGACCUGCCCACCAACAAAUCAGAAUGAAUGUUAAUAAAAUAGCCAAUGUUCUCUAAUCUCCCUGCAAGCAAAUUGGGAUGAAUGCCCAAUAAAUAGGUCAUCUGGAAGUGCCCCAAGAGUCCAUUGGCCAGGCUGUCUCUACUGUCCACUGAAAUAUCUCCUCAGGCAGAGGAUCUUGGAUGACAAAAAUUAUUGCAAUGACCCUUAUAUGGCCCAGAAACAGGAGUGGUUGGAAAUCCUCUACUCAGCCUCUUAAAUUGUACUAUAGCUAAUAAAGUGCUCAAAGACCACUUCUGAUUAAAUCUUGGUAUGAACCAUUCACAUUGUCUCUUUUGGGAAGCCCAAAUGGAAUAAAAGUAGAAUGCUGUUGGUUCUUUAGGCAGCAAUAACUUAAACAUUGCUGGCUCAAGUGCAAACCUUACAGCUGUAGGUGCACAUCCAGCCGGAAACUAGUAGUAAUCUCCUCAUGCAGAUGGUAAGAACUGGCUUUGGAUGAUAAAAUGGAACGAAAUCUGAAUUGGAGAAAGAUACAAUUGUACGUCUCAAGAGCCAAAUACAGUUGCAGCCAAAAGUAACAGCUGGCCUUAUUUGUGAAGGGAGUGACAAGCCAGUAGUGAGGAUUGGGAGGGCAAUGGUUUCUUUUGCUAGAUGGGAACAGUUUUAGAGCAGUCACUAGGAUAGACAGAAGCAGAAUCACAAUGACAGUCCUGUGUACAACCAGAAGUGCAGCUGGUGCUCCAAAUACCUUCAGCCAAUGUAUGCAGCUACAGCUAUUGCUCAUGCUCUAGGAUGAACUGUCUCAGUAGUUGCUCAUGGUUAAAGCAUGACUUCAGUUUCUUUGUAUCACGACACUGGAUCACAACCUUGCUGACAUUUCCUCUUGGGAAAGGAAAAUAAAUUUCUAAAAGGUUUCCAUCUGUUACAAAAACCCACCAAAACAUCUGUCAGCGUCAUUAAGCGCUUUUCUGGCUGUGCUCGACAUACACUAGCGGCAGCAAUUUCAGAGUGGAAGUGUUCUGUUGAGCAAGCAAAACGGGCAAGUGCACCAACCUUUUUCUUAAACAUCAUUGUUCAGAGACUUCUGAUGGUUGUACCAACCUUUACGCUGUGAUUUGAGUAACAUGGCUAGAACCAACAUGUUAGCUAACUGAGUCUGCCCUCAGAUUCCAAGCAUACCUUGAGUAGAGUGAAACAUGAACAUGAAUUCUAUAUGGUCCCAAGCUCUAACACUUCUUUAUAACCCCUCCACUCUGGCACUUGAGAAUUGCAAGUAUCAAUUUUAUGUAUCCCUUCAAUGUAGGAACAUCUAAUGUAGGCCUGUUAAAGGUGAAGUUGGAAGAAAUGCCUGCAUCACUUUGUCUACAUUGGAAACAUAGUGAAAGUAUGAACUAUGCAGUAUCCCAUAGUAUGUAGAGCAAUCUGGAGUUGGAAGUGAAAAGGAGAAGAUUAACAGAGCAAGGGAUAUGUGUGUGCGUGGUGGUGAUGGUGGGGUGAAGAUUAACAGAAAACUGAUUUAAAAAACCAACCUUCUCUGUUCUUAGGACUGCAAAAUUAUCUGGGCUAGUCUGUCUUCCAGGCUUCAAGUGUAUGCUGUACUGUUUGUUAUAAAUGAAAACCAAUACAAUGUCUUUUAAAAUCUCCAAAACUCCAGUGAUAACAAGAUGCUAGCAUAGUGAUGCAGCCCUCUAGAGUUAGUAAAAAUAUAAAAAACUCAGAAUUAUUAGAGUUGUGCAUCCUUGGUGUAAAUCACUUUUGUAAAGUGUGUUAGACAGUUCUGAGCUGGAUUAUGCGGUAUCUUUUUCAAGAAGAGAAAGGGAACUUGGUGAGGAAGGCAGCUGUUAGGUUUUUAGGAAAGUUCACAUUUACCACAAGCCACUUGCCUUUUUAUGAAUGUAAAUAUAAAUGGUGCCCUCUUUGCCUUUACAAUUUUUUUUUUUUGCACCUAAUGACUUCGUUUUUAACUAGAUUCUCCCCUCCAAUGAAUUCGAGUAAAAAAGAUCGUCAGUAAAAGUCUGCUGUAUCAGCAGGCCCAACUUUAAUGAGGUUCCAUUUUGACUACAUUUUCAAAACCAAAAGCCAAACCGAGAAACAAGUUAACCAUGGUGUGACUAAGAAUGAGGGCCAGGGCUUUUAUCAGUAGUUUUAUGUAAAAUGUGUCUUUUGAAUUUCCUGGGCAGCUGCCCUCCUCUCUUUGAUGUGCCAUGCCUUGUUGAUGCUCUUAAUGAAAUGCAUAAGUAUGUGUUAUGUAAUAAAACUAUAAUAAUAGACAGGGGGCCAACUAGUUAUAAUGAUGUGGGGUAUACAUCACUGUAGGGCUUACAGAAAAAUUGCACCAGUGACUAAAGUAAGGUUGGUUUUUUCUAAAAGCCUCUGAAGCAUUCCACUAAGCGUGCAAUUAUGUAUGAGGUAAGCAAAGUGAAACUAAUUUGCUGAUUUAUGAAUUAUAAAUCUGCCUAUUAAUGGUAUUUUUCCUUAAUCCAUUAGCAGUGCUGGCUGUAUAGGAGCAGGAACCCUAAAGGCAAGUCGUCUUUAGCAUGGCCUGUUACCUCUAUAAGACCUAAAUUACAUAAGAUAGCGAAAUCAAGCAUAGCUAGUAAAUCUUUCCUUGUGAUCUGCCCCCUAAGUGCACUUUACAUUGCACAUGAUUAAAAGAUAAAAUUUACUGGCUGUUAAGCUGUUUUUCCUGUUUUUCUUUCUCUUCCUUUUCUUCCAUUUUUUUUUUAAAAAAAAUCUUAGCACCAAUUUGUCUACUUCUUAUAUCUGUCCCUUCAGUGUAAGUUCUGUUUCUACAAGGUAUAGGGCUAGGGGAAGUUUUACCUAUUAUGAGCAGCCCAAAUCAAGUAGCAAGUUUUCUUGAGGUGGGGUCUUUUCAGAUUAUCAGUUUAUAGAGCAGCAGGUGUGCUCUUUUCCAUUCUUUUUUUUGCUUGAGAUCUAGUUCUAUUUGAGGAUACAGUGUUUCCCCAGAAGCCAAACCUUAUUGGAGAAUUUGAGUCUUUCCCCAGUUAGUGCGGCUGUUAUGAUUUAGAGAACUGUUCAGAAUUAUAUUGUUUCUGUAUCAUUAUUUGUGGUGUCACCACUGCACACUAUACUUGACUUACUAACAGCCAAGAGAAAGAUCACUGUCCUGAGGAGACUACAAUCUAAAAUAGUUAAGAUUAUAUUUAUACAUAAAUGUAGUUAUAAGGAAUGAAAUUAACAUGUGUGUUACAUAGUUAAAUUACAUUUGAAGAAUAGGAUCCAGAUAGGAGCUCCCAUAUUUAAAAACAUAAAAAAGCAACUGUGCACCAUUCUGAUUUGGGAGAAGGUUAGCUGUUCACUCUUUCACUCUUUGCUAUUUUUCUGAUUAAAAUUGCCCCUUGUUAAGUUGCUGCUUGACCCACAGGGAGAAAUGUACAGAUAUAUCAUGCGUACUUGCAAGUUUCUUCCGAUGGGACAAUUAAUAGCUUUAGUGAGAAUAAUUUCAAUCAGGAAAAUGGCAUAGAGGGAAAGCUUUAAGCCUCUUCCAUGGUGCUUUUGUACUGUUCCAAACUGCCCAUUCCAUUGCAGCUACAUUUAAGUGUUGAAACACAGGUGAUUUUGUACAUGGCUCUCCCUUACCAUGUCUAGAUUGGUCCAUGAACAUCUACCUGAGAGUAGCUGUGACAUCCAUGAUGAUGGGUAGCACAAUUCCACCCCUCUGUUGCAUCCUAUAUUGUGCCUUGUACUCAGGGGAACCACAUAGCUGCUGAAGCUGACUAAUCUCACGGCAAAGUGUGAAGAAAUAUGUCUUGACAGUUUCACAUGCAGUACCUAAUAAUUUAAGACUUCAUCUUCAGUGGCUGCUGAGGUGAAACAUUCAAGUGGAUUCUUUACACUUGCUUUGUAACAGUCUUAUUAUCUGUGUGAGUCUCCUCUUUGCAGGUUCAGUGCUCUCUCUUUCACACACCUCAUGUGCUGGAGCACACAUAAUUCACCUAUUAUUGAAUAAGGGCAGCAAGGCUAUGUCAGUUGCCACACAUCAAGGUUAUUGGAAGAGUAGUGAGGCAACCACCCAUCUAUUAUAAAUGGGCUGGAUGUUGUAGAAUUACCUUUGAAAGAAGACAUGCAAGACGUUCUGACCAAGGUUAAAUACAGAUAGGGCAGUUAUUAUUUUUCUUUACAAUGUCCAUGGGUGGGACUGCAUAGAAUCAUGGAAUUUUUGAGUUGAAAGGGACACUAAAGGUCAUCUAGUCCAACCUCCUGCAAUGCAAGAAUCAUGCCCACAGCCAUCUCUGGGUGGGUUCGAACCAUCAACCAUCUGGUUAACAUCCAGAUACCCUAACCCACUGUGGCACCAGCCCUACCUGUCAUGUUAGCCUGUCUCUGAUCACUCCCAGGGACAUCUGCAACCCCAUUUUUAUCCUGCUUUGCUACCCAGACUUUCCAGCCACUUCAAGAUGGUCUUACCUGUUCAGGGGUGGGGGAGAGACUUUAAAACAUCAAGUCAAUCCUUCGACUACCUUGUAAAAAGCUUUUAAGUAUUUUAAAAUGCAUUUUAGUGAUGUUCAACACAAAGGGUAAAGGGAGGGAAUGGAUGGAGAAGGAAUAAAAGUGAAAGUUACACGGACCAGGAAUUGACUGAAUUGUCCAUCUUUAUCUGUGACCCCAAAGUAGCGAUUACUGGACAGCAAAAAAGCUCUAAAACGCAUCUGAGAAAUGCAUAGUGUUUCUGUUUGGGCUGGUUAGGAAAAGUCUUUUUUUUCUUCUGGCAGCUUCUUAGCAGAAUGCUUCCUUGCUUUGAGAAUCCAUACUUUAGUGGGUCCUCCAUAUUUUAGUGGAUACUGGUUUUUUCUUCUUCUUUUGAGCCUGUGAGCACAUCAGGCAUGCUUAGAAAGUGCUGUAGGCAUCAGUUUCAGAAUGGCUGCAAUGGAGUGCAGGCGUGACCUUAACUGAAAGGGAGUUCCAUAAAAUUUGGCCCACAAUACUCUCAACUCUCAACCAAUGCUAUUCAAAAAGUGCUGAAAAUGGCUGUUAAUUGUAACAUCAUGUUGCAGUUAUUUCUUAGUUUGGAGCAUAAAGCCUACAGUAUUUUGUUUAACAGAAUUUUUGUACCAUGUAAUUGUAAAUAAAACAUCUAACCGGUUUCUUUAAACAGAUGACCUCUAAUUAUCAACAACACACUUCUUUUCUAGUAACGCAUGUUCUCAUUUCCCUGCUACUUUAGGUAGAGAUCACAAAUGAUGUACAGUCCUUGCUACUCAUCAUGCUGGCAGUCAUGCUAGCCAAAAUGGUUGGUGACUGGUUUAACAUGUCUCUAUACAGUUCUUUACUGAAGCUGAAAUCCAUUCCCUACUUAGAUGCUGAACCAUUUGUUUGCCAUAGGAAAAAAUGGUGAGUGUAUUCUUAUUUUCCUAUUGUGGCUGUUCUAUGAGUUAGUGUAAAAUGACUGGAUGUCUUUAAUUUGCUGAUUUAGAGAUUGAUUUGGCCAUAACGUGUGAUUUCUUUUGAGUUAGGGACAAACAGAAACCUGGAAGGAACCUAGUUCAACUUCUGGCUGCAUCAGAAAAAACCAAACAAGAUAGGAAAAUAUAGUAAAUGCAGAAUCAUGUCCCUUGAAAACAUAAAAUGCAUAGCAAAGCUAUCUCCAUGUAUAUAUCAGAUGAAGACUUAUCUGCAAUUGCCUCCUAACACAAGAAGCAAAAUGAGUUUUGUUCUAGUAUCACAAGAAACUGCUUAAAUUAUAGUGAGUGUUGGCAUUGCAGCAUUUUGGCAAGGAAAGAAGAGCUAUACUUCUGGCCCACUAAUCUAAUUUCUAGAGAAGAGACAUUUUAAGUGUGUGUCUCUUUUCUGAUACAAACUUCUGAUAUAUAGUGAUGGGAAAGAGGUAAUAUAUUCAUUGUGGCCUUUUUCAGCCAAGGCUGGGCAUAAUCCCCAAAUGUUGAAUAGGCUUCCCAUUAAUAAACCAAUGAACAAUGGGAACAAAGUUUCUAUUCUUUUUUCUUUUCUUUUAGCACAUCAUAGAUAUUCACUUUUGCUUGUAAAAAGUUAUGUCAGAUCAUACAGUGUGUUAUGUUCUAGAUACUGGAUGAUUAAGCUGUGUCUAACAGAGGGAUGCACUGUGACUUCUAGUUAUGCUGCAUACCACCAUAAAUUGUCCCCUCCCUGUUAUAAAAGCUAGCUAACUGGAACACUCAGAGCUGCUGGCUGCCAGGGAGUGCUUUUUAAUGAGGGCAAGAGUACUCAAACACUUCUAUAACUUGGCAACUCUUCCUGCUUUUAUAAGCCACUAUACACUUCAGAAAGAAAAUAUCUUACAGCCUACUUUUUAAUGGGACAAGUUAAGUGCUGAGUGAAUCUGGUGCUUGUUCUGUUCUAGCUUAACGUUAGCCUUGUCAAAAUUCUCUGUGUUUCUGCAUGAUAUGCCACAUAAAACUGAUUUGAGGAGCCAAGAAAUCAGGCUAUGAUAAAGUAAUUGUAUAUUGUUUUAAAUAAAAGCAUGUUGGAAAGUGGCAUUACAUUAAAUAGUUGAUUGUAUUGCAUAGUUGAGCUUUUGAUAUUGCUGACUUGGAUUUUCUGAAGUGGGAGUUUGUACAUUUUUAAUUGGAGUGAAAUGAACUUAUAGAGAAAUCACUCUGAAAAUUCGCAUGUUGAAACUGUCACCUUGAAAUUAAAUGGGUUGGUUUUGUGUGUAUGUGUGUGACUAAGAAAGAGAGAGAGGCCCGGCUCACACAUCACAUUAACAAGAGUUAAAAUAAACUGUGGUUUAAUAUGAGCAAGCAGCAUGCUGGUUUUUCUGUUGCUCCUCCCACAUUCUGGCUGCUGUUGUGUUGCUGGAGAAAGCCUUGGUCUGGCUUGUGUUGUCUGAUCCCAGGCUCAUGGUUUCUUGUCCCUAAACAAACUACAUGUCACAAUCCAAGAAGAAACUUUGGCUUCUGGACAUGCUUUGUUGGGAAAGCAACAAACCAUGAACCUGGGUUGGGAUUACCCAACAAGAUAGACCAUGGUUUGUCUCCUGGUAGUACAGCAGUAGCAGGAGUUGGGGAGGAGCAAAGUGACUGCAGUUUCAACAAUGUGCACCAGCACGUCCUUGUUCACAUUAAACCAUAAUUUAUUUUAACUAUGGUGCAGUGUGAUGUGCAAACCAGGCCAAUAAGAAAAUCAGUGUGACCAGACACAAGUUUCAUGGAAAGAAGGUGUUGGCAUGGCUGUCACGAUACUGGUGCAUACCUCUCCAUAUUGUGGUGUGAUGUUGUGGCAUGACUUUCUGUACUAUUUGGAAUCCUUUUUUAAAGGUACUAAUCAUGACCCAUCUUUUCUUUAGUCUCCCUUGGCCCUUCAGUAUUUUUGGAAAACAUUUUUGGCUAAAUACUUUUUAAUGACUUAUAUCUUACUAUUUAACUUACAUGAUAACCUUUGUUUCCUUCAGUCAUAAGUGUAUUCUAUUUCCUCAAAAGUAGACACUCAUUUCUGAAUUAAUAAAGAAUAAUAAGCCAGCUGGCAAAGCAGAGGAACCCCGUCUUGUAUGCACAGCUUUGGCAGAACAAUAGGAUUGCUAGUCACAAUUUAUUUAUUAGUUCUAACACUGACCCAUCUUAUGGGGUCUUGUAAACAUUACUGAGAUAAUGAUGUGAAACACCUUUAACAUACUAGCUAAGUUAUUAUUGUUAUGAUUUGAAGCUUAGCACAACAAUCCUUACACCAGAGGAUCAGAUUUCUCUGCUUAAUUCCCCAAUGUGAUGAUUUAUAAGCCUGGGAGUUUUAUGAAGGACGAGGGCAUAAAUCUAUAAAAUGAAAUAACAGUUGCUUUUUCUUUUAAAAUCUUCCAUGUGACACAGUUGCAACCACGUUCCUGGGUAUAAACAAAUUUUAAAUAAGCAAGUGGAGUCUGCAACCAAAUGAAUCAGUGUGGAGUGCUUCUGUUCAGGAUUCUAGCCACUCUAUUCCAUUCUCCUCCUCACAGUUUUGUUUCUUUUGCCCAAUAGUUAAUCAACAUUAUGUGCCCACUGAACAUGCUCAAUCCUCAUUGGGCUCCUUUGGGGGAGCACACUGGUGCCUAGUCUGAGCUACAUUAAACUCUUGGAUAUCUUGAUUGAUUACUAUAUGCAGCUUUCACUUUCAUUCCUGGAGACAUUUAGAACAUUCCCAGUGAGAAGCAGGAAAGGGCUUAUGAAAUAGUUCUCCACCCUUUGCAUAGGCCUCAUCUGCACCAGAGUGCCUUCCCUAUGAAGGAAGGUUAAUUAAUAUCAACAGGCAAACUACUUCCAUGAUUGCCACCUAGUGAAUUUUCUGUACGAUUCAGAGUUAAAAACUUAAUGUGGCUGCCUAAAUGUUACUGACAACCAUCAUGAAAAUAAAACCAUCCAAAAAGCAAGCUCUUGAAAUGUAUUUAUAUAAGGUCCAAUGUUACUUAUCAUAAUAAAACAAUGGUUUACAAGAAGCCCAGCUAAAAUCCAUUGUUGUUUUGAAAAAAACCCUUCAUUUAGUCAAUAGAUAAACAUUCCCACCAAGUGAUGCGAAUGAUCUGAGUGAGGUUUACUUAGAUAAAUGCAACCAUCCAGUAGGGAAAGAUGUGAAUGAGCAGAGCUGCCUGUUUUCUCAUGCUGAUUUCCACGAGCAUGUCUGCUUAUAACUGUAAAAUGUUCUUCAGGAAGAAUAUUGUCAUGGGUUUAAUUAAGUUUCAACCUAAGGUAUCACUCUAAUCCAGGGGUGGUGUGUUGGGAUACUGCUAGGGAGACAAAGAUGACCAGCCAUCGGGCAGGCCUCCACGUUAUCUCCAGACAAUCCAUCGAUCUCCCGUAGAACAGCAUCAGUCAAUUAGCGACACGAGCCUCAGACACAGAAGAUGCACCCAGAAGAGCAUAUUUACAACUUUAUUCAGCGUUGGUCAGAACAAAGGAAAAACAUGACUGCUGCCUUCGUGUCAAGGCAACAGACAGAAACAAAAGCUAUAUACAAAACAGAAACUUCCUGUGAGCAGGAAGUACGCAGGCUUGGGACACACAACAGCCUGCUCCCUUUUUAAGGAGGAAUGGAAAUAUCCUAACAUGGUGAACCUGUAGGUUGCAGGCUGGACCAGGCCACAAAACCAUUAUUCCCCACCACAGUCCUAGGUUGGGAGGAGAGCCUUUCUUCUCUUGUGCAAGUUAAUGGAGAGAUUGCUUUUGCCAUUAACUUGCCUUGGGUGGGGUUGGGGAGAAAGAGUACACUCCCUGAAAUGGUUGUUGGGGGAGAGAAUCUAUCUCACCCCUCAAGGAUCCUGUUACCUCAAGGGUCAUUGAGUUUCUCUCCCUACCAGCCAUUUUUGAGGCUGUAACUCCUGCCCCCUGCAAGUUUAUGGAGAAAGAGCCUUUGCUAUUAAUAUGUGUGUGUGUGUGUGUGUGUGUGUGUGUGUGUGUGAUUGCCCUUCUCACAGUGCUGAGUUUCAACCUCCCCUCUCAGCCCAGCAAUGUAAGAAAAUGUGUGUGUGUGUGAGAGAGAAAGAAAAGUGCUUUGUGUGUGUAUGGUUGUGGUUUCCAUAUGUGGUGAGUGUGCAGUCGUGGACUUCAUGAGUGGUGACUAACUAUGAUGCAUACAUGCAAGAGAGAGGGUGUGUUUUCUGGCUUACAAUCACCACUGGAGUGUGGCCCUUGGAGACUUGACCAAUCUUGAAUGGACAAAAAAGUCAGCCAGCCAGCUCUAAUUCCAACAAACAGUGCAUGAAGUGGUAACUUUGUUUCUAGAGGGUACCAUUCAAGGUGGUAGAUGGCUGAAUGGUCCUUUGUACAGAAAUUCACUGCAUGUAGAAAAAUGGCAUUAUCAGAAAGAAGAGUAUAAUGUUUUCCCAGAUAUUUACCGGUAGUUUUCUAUGUGCACAGAUUUUUCUUUUUUGUAUGGAGGACUAUUAAAUCAUGGGAUUUGCCACCUGCAGUUUGAAGUGGUGCAACCAGAUAAAGGCUAAUCACCACAAUUGUCACUUGUUAGAAGUAAACUAAGACUAGAUGCUACUACUUGGUAUAGUAAUCCCAUCUGUAUUCAAUAAUUUUGUAGUCCCAAGAAAUAAAACACUGCCUUUCACCAAGGGCCAUAUUCCUACUCUGCAUGAAGCUCACUGAGUGACAUUGGGUCAGUCACUAUCUCUUUGCCUACUGUAGCACACAGUGUUGUUAAAGGGGAGAAGCAUGUCCAAUGUCCUGAGCUCCUUGGAGCAAGAGUGUUGAAAUCCUCUAGUGACACCAGAUUUUCUCUUAAAAUUUAUACUGUGCCAACAUGCCUCUACAGAAUGUUCAUGGUGGCCAACCAAGCUUUAUAAACAACACUUAAAAUAAUAUAAAUAGAACAGAUGUGGUACAGAUGUUCUCUGAUAUCUGUACAACAUGACCAGAGUAGUUGUUAAUGUUUCAUAUAUCUCCAAGAGGUCAUCAGUGAUCACAGCAGCUUAUUGAGCUUGGUGAACAAUUGGUGAGAACCAUUUUAACUGUUAUGUUGUUAUGAAAGUUUUAUUUCUUCUUUACAUUCUCCUCCUAGUUCCAAGAACUUUUUGUAAUCUGAACAUAAUUUUCUGGGGAUUUCAUUUUGAAUUAAAACAUUUUUUAAAAAGCAGAAAAACUCAUGGAAACUGAUUAAUGGUUCUUAUCUUCUCUUAGAAAACUAAUGCUUACAUCUGGUUGGUUUUAUCAAGCAUCUUACUCAUAGGCAGGAAAGUCUUGAUAAUGACUUUAUUGGUUAAUUACAUUUGAAACAACAUAUUCACAAAAUAAAAACAAUUUAUUUGCAGCUUGAAGUAAUUCACCAGCACAUUAUAAAGUCAUCAAACACUCAUGUGGUACGGUGUGCCUUGUUCCUUGUUUACUAAAUAAAUUGUUGGCUGUCUGCUUUAUGUCUUUCAGGUUAAACCUGGAAUUGUUUGCUGCCAGAGAUGUCAUGAAGCUUCAUGUCAGGGUUCUCCAUGUAAGAGAAAACAUUGCUUUCUUGGCUCAACUCCUUGCCAACACCAGCCAUAGCGGAUUCCCAGUGGUUUACAAAUCUAAGCCAGAUCAGGCAGAGGUGUUCCUGGGAACAAUUACGAGGUAAGAAGCCACUACAUUCUUCCCAGAAGAUAAGUGGCCCCUAAGGCCAAUAUUUAGAACAAAGAAUGAAGGCCUUAGCAUACUGUAUUAAUGAGAAAACAUGUCAUGAAGUAGAGGGCUUGUGAUCUGCAACAGUUUUCUCUUUAAAGUUUGGAACAACUUUUGCCAGUGCGUGUUUGCAUAAACCACUCUGUGUGUUCCUCUGUGUUAACUGUGCAAUAUUCCUUUAGAAACAGGCACACACCUCAAGGCACUUGGAGGCUUAUGAGAACAAUGAAUCAGAAGGAUGUGUGUUAUCAAAUUGAUCACAAUUUUUAUUUAUUUAAAAUAUCAUUGGCAAACUUCCCUUUGUUUACUCUUACUCAAGUUCACCUCUUUCAAGAUAAAACAUGUCAGAAUUCGGAUGAAACAGCAAAGUCUCUAAUGCUUGUGAUGGCUUGCUUCAGUAAACAGGAAAUAAAGCCAGCAAGCACUUCCACUCCAAGAGAACAGAACAUACAUGGCUUUGUUUUCUGGCCUCACAAUAACUUGGUUUGUAGUGCUAUGGUACACAAUUGUCUCCAAUCCUUCAAUAACUUGUAUCAAAGCUGACAUUUGUUCUUAGUGAGUUGUCAGUCUGUAGACAGAAAGAGCCUUUUGUGAAUUUAAUGUUAAAAACAACAACCCUACCUUUGUCCACAACUACAGAUAAGCAGGAAUCUUUAUAAAUAGCAGAUUUUUUCUAUAUAACCCAGGUUUUUCAUUUAUUAAAAAAAGUUACUCAAGCCACUGUGUAAAGCAGCAUAUGAAUUAUUUAAAUAAAAAAUAUGGACAUAUGAAAUGUUUAGUAGUCAUACAAGAGCACAAAUAAUCUAAAGAUAGGCCAUGUUUUAUGAUGAAAGCUACUGCCUUUUUUUAGUGCAACAGUUACCUGUUUAGAGGGAAAUUCUGGAUGUUAUGGAGGCCAGAUGUGCUUCAUCAGAAAAGAGACCAAGCAACACGAGAGAGGAAGUUGGGAAACCCGCCUUAAAUGCCCUCUAUAACGGAGGAUUGCAUCCUGUGUUUGUACACAGUUGUGGUUGUUUUGGCACAGCUGGGCUCUUCCUAGGAAUGCUUGGCAAUAAUUUCCAGUUUCUGUUUUCUUUUCAUGUUUUUAAAAAUAUCUCAGAGAGAUUACAUAACUACUCAUUCCUCCUGCUGUUCUCUAUUUUUUAAAGAACAGAGCACAUUUACAACUCAAAUUUGUACAAUAUCAAGAAAAAGACAAUGGAGUAGCAAUGCUGCUGCUUUUAAAAUUCUCAUUGAACAGAGAACUCAGUUGUUGAUAUUGACCUUGGGUAUCUGGUGCAUGCAAUCUAGCUCUUUAGAGUAAGUGGAGGGAGUCACAGUUGAGAAAAGAAAGUAAGGAUGAGAAAGCAGUAGAUAUGGGAAAGGCCAAGUGUUAAUGGUCAUGGGCAUCACUCAGCUCUAUAGGGAGACCAAUGACUACUUAUUAUAGCUACUCAUAUGCUAACAAUUUCCAGGGAAUGAUGGCAUCUAAAUAUAACUGCUAGGGUGGCAUGUCCUCUGUGAUAGUGGUUUUGAGGUAACUUUGCAGCAACUAGCAAUUUGGCAGCUUGCAAACUAAUUGGGAAUUGCUGAUCCCCACCAUAACAUUUGCUGUCCCACUCUUGCUGUUUGGGUGGAAGCCAGUUUGGAAACUAUUGGUAAAUACUGAGGAUACAAAUGUUGGUAAGCGUAAGCAAGCUUCCUUUGAAAAACUUUCUAGUCAAAGACACUGCAUUUUCCUGUUGUACUGCUCUGUCCAUAAGCUUUAAUGAGCUUUUUUAUUACAUAAUUUUAAGAAGAAUAAAACAUGGAAGUCAUGUUAUUAAGCAAAUGGUCAGAUUCACAUGUUUGACUCAACUAUUGUUAAUUAUGUAGCCCUUGUUUCCUGUUGUUUGGUCCAGUGCAAAACAUUGCUGUUCUGCUCAUCCCUUACUGAUAUCUAUAAUAGAUUAUUUCACAAACAAGCAAACCAUACAAAUAGCCUCUAUCCCAUCAUGGUAUUUCAAUCAAAAAAGAAAGCAGCAACAACAACCUGUUCUUGGGGGAAUAUCCCAAUAUUAUAACCUUUGGCUUAGUUUUGAUGAGCAAACAACAAGAAGAUGUGUGCUUACAUGGGUGGGUGUAUGACAUAUAUAAGAAAUUGGACACAUUUAGAACAAAACACCCUACCUUUUUGCCGUCUAGACAACUGUUUCCUUGCUCACCCCCAACCAUUAAUGCAUUUUUCCCAAGAAAAAUUUAGAAAUAGUUGGAAUGUAAGCAGGGACCUCUUUACUCAGUUAAACCUGAAAACCUGGAGAUGAUGGACUAUGAAUAUCCACUUGCUCACAUAAUUUGGGCAUUUCAGAAGAAUAAAAAAACAGUUCCUUAAGAUGAGUCACUUGAUUUGAAAUCUAUACAAGUUAUCAGAGUGUAAUCCAUGAUGUGCAUAUUUGGGUGAAGUAAUAUGAAUUUCAUUUCAGUUUCAUCAAAUUUUAAACCCUUGUGAUAAUUUCCCCCAAUGUUCCUUGUCACACACGGCAGUUUCACAUAUUGUGAAGGGCAAACAAGAUUCUCCUAUUGAGUCAGCCAAUCAAGACUUCUUGAUAAGUGUAUCUAUAUGAUGCACUUGUACCUAUAUGAAUAUUUUUAACAUUCAUACUUUAAAAUGUUGCAUUUGUACUGUAUGCCUACAAACAAAAUAGGUUGGAUCCAGGUUCAGUUAACAAGUUGUUGUUGCUGCUGUUGCUGCUGCUGCUACUGUUGUUGUUGUUGUUUCUUACGCGUCUGCACCAUAAGAUCCCAAGGUGGGUUGCAGCGAUAUAGCAACCUAAGAACCUGCCUUAUGCCAUGUCAAAUCAUUAGUCCAUCUAGCUCAAUAUUGCCUAUAUUGACUGGCAGAAACUCUGCAUGUUUCUACACAAGAGUCCCUCCCAGCCCUUCCUGGGGAUUUCAGGGAUUGAAUCAGAUACUUUCUGCAUGCAAAGCAGAUAAUCUGUGGUCCCAUCCCUAAAUACAAUAUUUAAAAUUGUUUAGAACCAGUUACUAAAACAUGGCUUACUGUGACUGCAUGAAUACGUGGGCUUCUGGAGAGAGGCUUGCAAUCACUUUGCUCCUGCUUGGUCCUUUUUGCUCACACACCACGCUGAGCUAAGGCAAGGUUUAGCUUAGCAUGUUGUCUGAACUUGGAUGUAUGGUUAAGCUCUGUCCUUGCUACCUAUGACCUGUAACAAUGGUAUGAUUAGCAAAGGGAGAGGGUUUAACCACAAGUCCUGGUUUGGCUUAGCGCAGUGUAUGACGAAGGAGCAAAAAGCAACAGGGAGGAGCAAAUCAGUUGCGUGUGUGCAUUUGUGUGGCCAAGAUAAGCCAUGGUUUGGCUUACUGUGUCAUGUGAACCAGGCCACUGGGACUUAAGUCAUGACCCAUUAACUUCAAUGGAUCCUAAAUUCAAUGAAUGUUUGGAUCCAACCCAAAGUGUGAAGAGACCAACAUAUAUUCUUAUAAUGUUUUUCUGUCAUUGUCCUGCUGCUUCCGUUAAAUGAUAUUAAAAAGCAUACGAGAAACCACAGAACUACACUGCUCAUGGCUCGCAAACUAUGGUGUCCGCCAGGUUGAAUAUGUUACAUUAAAUAAACAUAACCCACUCAUUUAUUUCCCAGCUGUCCACUGCAAUAAAACCAGAACUGAUGCUAAUAAAUGAUCAAGCCAAAAUGCUUGUCUCAUUCUUUCCCUUGUUAACUUGCCCAUACCAUUUUGAACUUCCCAUCACUUGCCAAUUGUGAGAGAGUGUCUGAUAGUUGUAAAAUACCGCACUAAAUCACAAAACAAUGGGAAUAAAAAGUGAAGGUGUCUGCCACAUCUUCACCUGAAUCAGAAAGGGAUGAGAACCCAACAGUACUAGGCACUGUGAAAAAUGUGUUAUCUGUUUGUUUGAGAAGUAGGAAGCCUAAGGACUGUGUUCAAUGUUAUUCCUAUGCACAGCAGACCCCACCAAACAGGUCCAUUAAUUGAAAUGAAUCUACUCUGAGUAUAAUUUAGCUGAAAACAUCCCUAUCGUUUCUACAUUUUAACAGUUCUGCAAACCUGUACCACACUACAGUUUUUGGAGUUCCUAUCAGAAAACUGUGACAAUUUUACAGUUCAGAUGUAAUGAUAAACUAUGGUUUCUUGACCCAAAAAUGAACCAUGUGUCCAGGUACUCUUGUCUCUUUUUUUUUGUAUGCCUUGCUUUAUAUUAUGUCGUUUUAAAGGAGUUUUCCUUGAUGACUGAACCGGAACACUGUGGUCGUAACUAUGUUUGCAUGGGACGUGCAUUCUAUAUAUGCCCGGCAUCUACAUUUCCAUGUCCAGGGAACUAGCCCUUCAGGACCACAAAUAACUAAGAGUGAAUACUUUAGUGCUAGGAGAAUCUUUCCCCUGUAGGCCUGGCUGUAUUCUGACAGGCUUCUCUCAGGUCUGAUAGAGCUGAUCCAAAAACUAGCUUUAUUUCUUUUUUAUCCACAAUAUAUAGUAGCACAGUGUGUGUAAUUUUAGGGGUAUUGUUCUGGGUUUGGGUUAGAGUAUCCUCACAACUAUUAUUCCUCACAAUUAUUAUUAUUCAUUUAUUAUCACCAUUUGUGGUUCACAAGACACCUGAGAAGGCAAGGCCAGAGAUUUUUUCCAGAAAAAGGUGAAGCUAACUUACAGAAGGCUUGUCCCAGAAGUGGGGGAGUGAAAGAUUAGGCAAAAGUGAGCUGUGAGUGGCUGCAUGGUGUGGUGCUUCAGUUUAGGAAGCAGGGGGAAGAAAGGGGGAUGCUGUGGAAGCUGGGAAGCUAGAAAGAGGGGGAAAUCAAAGGAAGGGAGGCUAUAAUCAAAGGAAGGACAUAUUGCAAUAGGUUUGACUGAAAACACUUCAAAGGGAGGGUGAAUGGGGGUCCUCAACAUUGGGGUGAAGAGCAGGUGUGGCCUGGCAAGGCUUUACCAACAAGGAUUGCAGGACAAUGGAGUGAGAGAUCGGCCCCCAAAACUGGGAGUUCCAUGAAUCUGUCACACUGCAUGUGUGCCUGCAAGAGUGCUCUCUUUAAAUCAAGCUGAGUUCAGGGGGCCAAAACCAGUUAUAGCCUUAAAAAGACAGAAACUGGCAGCAGCUCAGGUGGCAACAGAAAUAAAGAUUUCCAGAUGAAAAAGGGAGGUUGAUGGCCUGUGCUUUACUGAAUAGACUCAUGCUUCAGGCUAGGUGAGUGCAUUUCAGUACUAUUUGGAAGAACUCUGGGCUGUGAAUAGUCACUUGGUAAGUGGUAAGGGGUUUUCCUGAUUGCGUUAUGAUCUGGGGAACUUUUGCCUUUUGUGCAUUCAAGAACUCCUUAGCCUAAGGCACAGAGGAACUGGAAGCUCUCUUGUUCAUGGUGACUAGUGCUGCAAACACACUUUGUCCUGGCAUGCCAGCUUUUGCCAGCUAGUUGUUAACACGCAAGAGGGGGAUUAUGAGCCAAGGUGUUCGGAUGGGGACAAAAUGGAGACAAUCUUGUGCUCUCUUGGUAACAUGCUGAUUAGCGAUCAAGAUAAGAAACCAGGAUCUGUUUUUGAACUGAGGUUGUUACAUCUUAGCCAGACCUAAAGAUAAUAUAGUUAGGAUAUAACUCUUUUCUCUCUGUGGAGCCAGUGUCUCUCACCCACCUUAUUUUCAUAGAACCAUAGAAUUGUAGAGUUGGAAGGGACCACAAGGGUCAUCUAGUCCAACCCCCUGCAAUGCAGGAAUUUUGAUACCACUUUUCCAAAUGAAUGUCAAAAGCAGCUUCUGAGACUGAGUGACAAACUAAAGAGACCUUUUAAAAAAGUAUUAGCUUACUGCCUUUGAAGAUAGUUUGGAAAUUGUAGCUAGUGCAGUAUGUGGCCACCUAAUUCAAUCAAUCUCCUUUGUUGGCAUCGUAUACAUUGAUCAGAACACAACACAGUUGACAAAACAUAGUAGGAUAUACAUUAGGAUAAAACUGUCCAGACAUCAUAAGGUAUGAAGAUGGCUCUUAUGACCUAUGGUGAUGUAAUUUCAUAGUGUCACUCAAAAAUAUUGCCACAUUCUCCACAAUGUCAUGCUUUGGUAUCCAGAGCCAUAAGCCAUAUGGUAUCCAGCCAUAUGGCACACAGUUAGGCAGCCCCAGGAUUUGGCACCGAAAUUUGGAUUGAAUGCAUUCCAACAAUUGGUUAACUGCACCAAUCCAUAAUGGAACACCGUACAGGAGUUGGGGGGCUACUUUGGCGUUAAAGACCUUUAGUGAAGCUGGGAGCUGUUAGAGAAAAGAUGGGUGAUAGACAGAGCUAGAGUAUCCUCUCUGUUAAGUGCAAGCUUACAAUGGUAUUUCCAGGAAGCAUUAUAUAGGAUGCCUAGGUAUUUAAAGUUUUCAACCUGUUCCAAUGGGUUUCCACUGAUCUCCCACCUACGAGGCUUCGAAGAUCUUGAGAAAACAAGCACUUUAGAUUUUGUGAAGUUCAGUUCUGGUCUGUUGGCUAUACAAUAUUCCUGGCUGCUGCACACCUAAUUGUUGACAGGCUCAAGAUGAGCAGAUCAUAUAACACUAAUCUUGACACAGCUGUGCAGGAUGCCUGCAAGUUUCUAGGCCCAAUUCAAAGUGCUGGCUUUAGCCUUUAAAGCCCUAUAUAGCUUAGGACCCCAAUAUCUUUUGCAGCAACUCUUGCUGUAUGAACCUAACCAAACCCUUCAGUCCUCUUCUGAAGCCUUUCUUCAGGUCCCCCGUCUGAGGUAGGUUUGGAAGAUGGUAACAAGGGAGAAGGCCUUUUUAGCUAUGGUUUCCCAGCUAUGAAACACUCUCCCCAGUGAGCUCCACCUAGCACCAUGAUGAACAUCAUUUCAGUGUCAGGUUAAAAGCUAUCUCUUCUCCAGGCAUUUGAUGGAUUAUAAUGACAAGCUGGUUGAUGGGCUAUUGAAUGAAAUGUCCUUGCUGGAGACUUCUGGGUUGGCGUCAUCGGUAAUGGCGGACUCCCUCUGAGUUUCAAAGGGACCAGCUCCGCGGGAUCGGGUCUGACCGCUGCGGCGAAGUGGGGACCCUUUAAAAAUCACAGGCGGGUGAAGCCUGUGAACGUGGGGACUCGGCGGGCACCUUUUGCGCCCCCCCAAACUGUGAAGGGACCCUUUUAAGGGCUCCGGAGCGAGACGGGGUGAGCGGCGCAGUGCUGAGAGUCGACUGCUUCUUCCGCGGAGUGAAGCCGCAUAGCCGUUAUCGGAGAGCGCUGACUUUUUCCUGAGACAAUCUGACUUUGAAAGCAACUACCCGUGAGUAGGAUUAAAUUGGAUUUAAAGGGAAAAACAAGUUAAUUCGGCACCGAAGCGGGAAGGUAUAAACAGGAAGUCUGCCUUCCUUUCUUGUAAAUAGAUCAAAGCAAAGAGACUGUAAGCGGAAACUCUGAAAGACGUUUGAAAAAAGAUUUAAAUCUCAACAUCAGGAAAGUGAUCUCCCCUCCGGAUUGCAGGAGAGGAGGGGGGAAAGGUUUGAACUGUAUUUAUCUGCAAAAAAAAGGGGGGAAAGGAGCUAAAAUCCACCGCCUAAAACCUGGGAACGGACUGCCCCGAGAUAAGAAAUGCCGCUCUGUGGAAAGCCUAUCGGUAAGCAGAGGACUUUUGACAGCUGACUCUGCAAAAGAGAUACAGUGUUUCUGAACUUCUCCUGGCUUUAAAGUAAUUGAUUAAGUGCAACUGAAACUGUUGUUUUUAUGUGAAUUGGGGGACUUAUAAGGACUAUUUUCUUUUCUUAAAGUUGCAAGCCUUGGCUGUUACUGUGUCCCCCUAGAGGAGGCUUGACAUUGCUACAAUAACUGGGCUAGAGGAAUUUUUCAUUUCAAAACAAAUUCCAGCCGUGGGAUCGACCUUGGACUCUCAUGAGAGUGUUAUGGCAGAUGGAAGAGGAAAGUUAAAGUUGACGCAGGAAAAAACUGCUAGGUCUGGCAGACCCUAUCGGACAGAUACUGCGUUGCAGCGAAGGGCUUCAACAUCUGGUCCUUCUGGACCAUCUGGAAUACCAGGGGCUGCACCUCCACAAGUUAAACCAAAAGUUAUGUCGUCCGAAGAUGUUUUGGCUCAGGCACUUGGUAAAAUUAAUGAAUCUUUGGAAAAUUUAGCUAAAUAAGUAGCUGAAACAAAUAAACAAGUAGCCGAAGCAUCAGUUAAAAUUGACCAAAAUACUACAAGCAUUAAUAAUUUGGGACAGAAGGUGAAUACCAACACAGAGUCUAUUGAAAAAUUACUACAGGAAUCUGCUUCGACCCGAAAGACAGCUGAAGAAGCAAAAGAUAUAGCAACUGCUACUCAAGAGAAGAUACCACCGAUAUAUAGGCAACUUGAGGACCACGGUUUGACGUUGUCUAUGAUUGAAUUGAAGGAGAAACAAAGAAAUUUAAGAAUCAGGGCUGUACCAGAACGUGAGAAAGAUAAUUUGGCUGAUUUUCUUACGCAGGAAUUUGCAGAUUUCUGGCAACAGGAUUUGGGGAAGGAAGAAUUUAAGAUAGUGAGUGCAUUUAGACUUGGAAGAGGAGGAAGGAAGAACAAGGUGAGAGACUGCUUGAUCACCCUUCGAACAAAAGAGGAGAGAGACAAAAUCUUGAAUCUGCAUUACCAAAAGACUCUAGAAAUUUACGACUCAAGUGUGGAGAUAUUUAAGGAUAUUCCAAAACAUCUUUUGGAUUUAAGGCUUAAUUACGGAGAUCUGGUUGCCCUGUUGAGAAGUAACAGAAUUAUCUUUAGGUGGGAAUUUCCUCAAGGCCUGUCCUUUAAAUAUAAAGGAAGAAAGAUAAAAAUAAGAUGAGUCAGUGACAAGGAUAGGUUUUGAAGGAUCACGGAGAAGAUCUACAGAAAGAAGUGGAAUCUGGAGAAGAGCCAAAAGCACUGGAAAAAGGAAUACUAGAUAUAGCAAACCUAUCUUUUGGAUUGCAUGGUCCAGAGAAAGUGACACCACUGACAGAACAAGAACAGACACUUGGCGCAGUUGGGGGUAAAGCGAAGUAACCCCAUCAUGGCUUUGCAACUGUUAAGUUGGAAUUGUAAUGGUCUAAACUCUCCUCGGAAGAGAAAAAGUGUUUUCAUUUACUAAAAAAGGAACAAUUGGACUUGAUUUGUCUACAAGAAACACAUGUAACAAGGUUACACAGGAAACUACUGAUUAACAAGAGAUUGGGACAGGAGUUUAUUUCAUCUGACAAAGUUAAAAAAAGAGGGGUUGUGAUUUAUGCAAAGGAGAGACUAUCACCGAAAUUUAUUUUUAAAGACGACUAAGGAAGAUUUCUGGCAAUUGAAAUUCAAGUUCAAGGAGAGAAAUUUUUGAUAGUAGGAAUUUACGCACCGAAUGAGGGGAAAUCUGAAUUCUUUAAAAAGUUGCAUGAGACCUUAAUGGACUAUUUGGAUUACAAUCUGAUUUUGAUGGGGGAUAUGAAUGGAGUAGUAUCUACAAACAUGGAUAAGGCACAAAGACAGGUAGUUACCAAGGAUGGUAGACUACCGAAAACAUUCUUCGAGAUGACAGAUAAUUUGGACUUAGUUGAUACUUGGAUAACAAAGAACCCCUUGGGAAGAGAGGGAACCUUCUUUUCUGAAGCCAAGAUGACAUGGACUAGAAUUGACCAAAUAUGGGUAACUAGAGGAAUGGCAUCAAAGAUAAAGAAAGUGGAAAUCUGCCCAAAAACCUGCUCCGACCAUAAUGCUGUAAGGAUGGAGUUGAAACUAAUAUCAACUGGCCCCUUCAGAUGGAGGAUGAAUGACACCUUAUUCAGAGAUGAAGAAGUGUAUAAAAAGGCCCAAAAAACCUUGAGAGACUAUUUUGAAAUAAAUAUGAAUACUAAUGUAGAAAAAAGAGUAAUCUGGGACGCAAGCAAAGCUGUCAUGAGAGGGUUUCUGAUACAACAGAAUGCAAUAAAGAAGAGAAGUCAAAAUGAGAAGAAAGAUAAAAUUUUGGGGAAAAUAAAAGAAAGUGAAAAGAAAUUGAGAGCAAAACCAAAGUCGCAGGAGAUUUUGAGAGAAAUAAAGUUAUAUCAAGUACAAUAUAUGGAAAUGAGGAACCAGGAAAUAGAAUGGAAAAUCAAACAAAUGAGACAAAAAACAUUUGAAUCUGCUAACAAAUGUGGGAAAUUGCUGGCCUGGCAAAUGAAAAAAAGACAAAAAUUAAACACUAUUACAAAUUUAGAAGUGGAAGGAAAGAAUAUACACAACCCAACUGAGAUUAGAAACUGUUUCCAGAGGUAUUUUAAACAACUAUAUACACAAGGGCCACAGAAAGAAAUGGACAUAGACCGAUUUCUGAAGACAAAUGGAUUACAAAAAUCUCCCAAGAAAGUAAACUAAUGUUGAACUAUAAAAUAUCUGAACAGGAAGUAGAAGGUGCCAUUCAAAACAUGCAAUUAGGCAAAUCUCCAGGACCAGAUGGGCUGACUUCUAGAUAUUAUAGAUCUUUGAAAGAGUGGUUAUUACAACCUUUAAAGGAAGUCUGCAAUGAAAUAUUGGAAGGGAAAAGGGCACCAGAGUCGUGGAAAGAGGCGUACAUUACACUUAUACCGAAGACAGAGACUGAAAAGACUCAGCUUAAGAACUACCGCCCCAUAUCAUUACUUAAUGUGGAUUACAAAAUUUUUGCAGACAUUUUGGCCAAGAGAUUGAAAAAAGUAUUGAUGGAAGAGAUUCAUAAAGACCAAGCAGGCUUUCUCCCGGGAAGACACUUGUCCGAUAAUUUGAGGAAUAUAAUCAAUAUUUUGGAAAAACUAGCAGUGAAUAUAAAUACUAAAGCAGUUUUGAUAUUUGUGGACGCGGAGAAAGCUUUUGAUAAUAUCUCUUGGAGUUUUAUGAAGAAGAAUCUACAGGGGAUGGGGGUAGGCCAAGGUUUUGAAAACGGUAUAAGUGCAAUUUAUUCAGAACAAAAGGCUAAACUAAUAGUAAAUAAUGUGGUGACGGAAGAAUUUAGGAUAGAAAAAGGGACAAGACAAGGUUGCCCAAUUUCCCCAUUGCUUUUUAUAUAGGUCCUGGAGGUUCUGCUGAAUAUGAUUAGAAGGGACCGGUUGGUUAAAGGUAUACAGGUCGGAGUCAAACAGUACAAAUUGAGAGCAUUUGCAGAUGACUUAGUAUUGACGUUACAGGAGCCAGAAUCUAGUACUAAAAGAGUUUUAGAACUGAUUCAAGAAUUUGGUCAAGUUGCAGGAUUUAAAUUGAAUAAGUUAAAGACCAAGGUUUUAGAGAAAAAUUUAACACCAAUGGAGAGAGAGAGGUUUCAGAAUGAGACAGGUUUAACAGUGGUUAAGAAAGUUAAAUACUUGGGGAUUAACAUGACAGCAAAAAAUGGGAAUUUAUUUAAAGACAACUAUGAAAAAUGUUGGGCUGAAGUGAAAAAAGAUUUAGAAAUUUGGUCAAAUUUGAAGCUUUCACUGCUGGGCCGUAUUGCUGCGGUGAAAAUGAAUGUAUUGCCUAGAAUGUUGUUUUUGUUUCAAACAUUGCAAAUUGUGGACAAAAUGGACUGUUUCAAGAGGUGGCAGAGAGAUAUUUCUAGAUUUGUCUGGCAGGGCAAGAAGCCUAGAAUAAAAUUUAAAAUAUUAACAGAUGCAAAGGAAAGAGGUGGAUUUGCCCUGCCAGACUUUAAACUUUACUAUGAAUCAGCAGCUUUUUGCUGGUUGAAAGAAUGGUUGCUUCUUGAAAACACUGACAUUUUGGAUCUAGAAGGUUUUAACAAUGUAUUUGGAUGGCAUGCAUAUCUGUGGUAUGAUAGGGUCAAAGCACAUAAAGCAUUUAAAAACCAUAUUGUCAGGAAAGCAUUGUUUAAUGUCUGGAUAAGAUACAAGGACUUAUUGGAAAAUAAAACCCCAAGGUGGUUGUCACCGAUGGAAGCAAAAGCUCUGAAAAAGCUCAAUAUGGAGGCCAAAUGGCCGAAAUAUUGGGAAAUUUUGGAACAAGACGGAGAUAGACUGAAAUUGCAGAGUUUUGAGAAAUUAAAAAACAAAGUGCGAGACUGGCUUCAUUAUUAUCAGAUAAUGGAGGCAUAUAAUUUGGACAAGAAAAUUGGUUUCCAGGUGGAAAAAUCAAAAUUAGAAACAGAACUGUUAGAACCCAAAACUAAGAUUUUGUCAAAGAUGUAUAACUUGUUGUUGAAAUGGAAUACUCAGGAUGAAACGGUGAAAUCUGCUAUGAUUAAAUGGGCACAAGAUGUUGGACAGAACAUAAUGAUGGCUGACUGGGAACAGUUAUGGACCACAGGUAUGAAGUUUACGGCAUGUAAUGCCUUAAGAGAGAAUAUUAUGAAAAUGAUAUACAGGUGGUACAUGACCCCAGUCAAGCUUGCAAAAAUUUAUCAUUUGCCCGAUAAUAAAUGCUGGAAAUGUAAAGAAACUGAAGGUACAUUCUUUCACCUUUGGUGGACGUGCCCAAGGAUUAAGGCUUUCUGGGAGAUGAUAUAUAAUGAAUUGAAAAAGGUAUUUAAAUAUACCUUCUUGAAGAAACCAGAGGCCUUUCUCCUAGGCAUAGUUGGCCAAUUGGUGCCAAAGAAGGACAGAACUUUUUUUAUGUAUGCCACAACAGCAGCAAGAAUACUCAUUGCAAAGUAUUGGAAGACACAAGAUCUACCCACUCUGGAAGAAUGGCAGAUGAAGCUGAUGGACUAUAUGGAACUGGCAGAAAUGACUGGCAGAAUCUGAGACCAGGGAGAAGAGUUGGUGGAAGAAGAUUGGAAGAAAUUCAAAGACUAUCUACAGAAAUAUUGUAAAAUUAAUGAAUGUUAGAAUGAUGUUGGAUAGAAAUUAAGUGGUUUCCAGCUGUAAUGCUUUAAGGGAAUAUGAAAAAUGGGUUGUUAAUACGUAAAAAUCUAACGUUACUAUUUUAAGACCAAAGAUUAGGAUAAACAAAGAGGGUAAGGAUUUGCUGAACCAACAAAUUGAACUGGAAUACAAAAAAGGGAGGUAUGAGGAGGUCCGGGAAACAAGCUAAGGAAAAAUAAGUAAUGGAAAAAUUUAGUGGUUUUUAAUCAUUUUUAUUUUGUAUUUUGUAUUUUUUCUUUUUUUUCUUUUCCCCCUUUUUCAUUUUUAUAUUGUAACAUUUGGAAAAUCUCAAUAAAUAUCUUAUAAAAAAAAAUAAUGAAAUGUCCUUGCUGCAGGAGCUUUUGUUUUUCGCUUGCUGGAUUUGUGUAUGGGUUAUUGGAAUGGUUUUAUUAAAAUGUAUUGCUUUAUAUGUUAUGCCUUUUGGCUUUUAACCUUUUUUUGUAAGUCUCUUAGGGACUUUUGUGGUAAGUGUCUUAUAAAUAAAGAGAGAGAGAGAAUUGUUGUUAUAUGGGCACUGGAGGGUCCAAGUUCAAAUGGCUGACUGGCAGGAGGGAAAGGAUUGCCAUUGGUCUGCUCAAAACUGUCCUCCCCAACCAGCUUGUCUCUCUCCCUCUUUGGUUGUGAAGAGGGAAAAUAAAGUAAUUUUGAGGGGACAAACAACGGGAAAGGAAAGGGCUGAGAAAUCCGUCUUCUUAAGCACAGAAACUGUUUUCCAGUAAAAAUAAGAACAAAUUUUCCCCGUAGACAUACUGCCUCUGCAUCUCUCAUGUAACAUUACAUCUUGUUUGGCUCUCUCACAAGACAUUUUGUAUUUUUUUAUUGCGGCUCAGUCUUUGGGUCAUUGAAUUUUGCUAUUCAAAGACUCCUGCUAUAAUAAGCACAUUUGUUAAGCUUUUGUAUCAAUUUGUGAAAGGUUUGAGAAGUAAUUACCAAGGAACUGUUCUGUUUUCUUUGCAUUUAGUUGUUGUUUAGUCUUUGUAAUGUAGACAGGAACCUGUUAUUGACCAGGCAGAAAUAUGGACAAAUCUGUCAAUUUUUGGUUGCUCUCAGUUUCUUGUUUUUCAGUUCACUUCAUCCUGUCUCCAUAUCAACUGAACAGUGGGAGGUUCAGGACAGAAAAAAGGAGGUAUUUCUUCACACAGCACGUAGUUAAAUCACAGAAUUCACUACUGCAAGCUGUAGUGAUGGUAGGGGUGUAUGAAUAAAAUUCUCUUAUGAAAAUUUGUCAGUAUCUUAGUGUGAAUUUCUCCUAUUUAAUAUGCUUCUGUGUAGUUUUGACAAAUAGUCACGUUUUUGCAAGCAAUUUCCUCUAAUGCAACACAUUUUUGUGUUACUUUAACUAAUGUUUGACUUUUGAUGCGAUGCAAACUUUCCCCUAAUGUAUGCAUUUUGUACAUGUCUUUUGACUGGAGAACUGCAUUGCAAAAUUUGGAGAAAAACAAAUUUCAAAGGGGAGCUGUGUUUCAGUUUGCAUGUUGGUUUGACAAGCACAAAUUGGGUAGUUUCUCAUUAAAAUGGCAACAGAAUUGAAUUUCUCCCCCAUCCUUGUGCGAUGGCUACCAUCUUGGAUGACUUUAAAAAGCCUUUAGACAAAUUAAUGGAGGGUAAGGCUAUCAAUGGCUACUUGCCACAAUGGCUGUGUACUACCUUCAGCAUACUGUGGGAGCACAAGCGCUUGUGCUUCCCACAGGCAUCUGGUUAAUCACCAUGACAACAGUCACUGCAAGAGCAGUGCUCUUUUUCUGUUCUGAACAAUGCAGUAAAUCUGUUGUUGCUUGUUUGUCUUGUCUGCCUUUCAACAAAAGGAAAUAUUUUCGAUUUACCUGUAUUUAGCAGAACAGAAAAAGGUGAUUAACCAGAAACCAUAAUGCUGUAUCGUGUCUGUACAAAUGUCCAACACUUUGCCUGUAAAGAUAAACUAGUGAAAACCUUGUAUUGCUGGUUUAGCAAAUAAGAAACUUCUGGCAGUUUACCUGCGUUUCUGUGUAAUUUCAUCACUGAAGCAGCUCCUUCUCCUCCCAUCCUCGGAGCUUACUGAAAUUUCAGUGGUUGUUAGAAAUUGGUAGUCUUCAGGCUAAACCGUUUUGCAAAAGAGUGGGCAUUGCCAGAAACGUAUUCAACCUGAAACUGACAGUAAGCCAACAUAAAAGUGGGGAGGGAAAUUCUGCCAGUUCACUUGGGUGGCAGAUAUUUUUUGCUCAUUUUUUGAUAGUCUGACAUUAAUAAGCCAGCAUAGUUUGUGCCCUGUAUUGGUUGCUCAUGCAUUUUUUUAAAAUUUAAAAUUUAAAAGUUCAGCCUAAGCAUUUCCUCUACUGCUAAAAAAUAUGGCCUUAGGCAAUGAAUUGUCACUAGCUAGCAGUCUGUGAGUUUAUUCAUUCAUUCAUUCAUUCAUUCAUUCCUGCCUUUCCAAACUGGUGGAUUCAAUUUCUCAGGAUUCAUUCUGACAACAGAGUUAUUUGAAGCUCAGCUAUUUUUGCAAACGGAGGCUUGUUUCUGGUGCCCCAGGAAAUAAGGCAUUGUAAUUAGAUGACUUCAAAAUGUUGCCACACUCCACAUUAGAAUUCUACUAAUGUGUGAAUGGUUCUCUAGCAGCUAUCUUGGAACUCCUAUGAAUUCUCAUACUGCAUACUUAGAAGUGAAAGUGUGAAGUGCUGGUAGUACCCACACAAGUAGUAGCAAAACAUCUCUGUAAGGAAAAGUCAAUGUACCCUCUUAGUUUUAUUGACACUGUUUUCAAAAAGAAUAAUAAGUUACAUUUAUUAUUAAUUUGCAUAGUGAGAUUGCUCAAACCCAUAGCUUGUUGGUUACGAACAUAAGAAUGCCACCUUAUACUGAAUCAGAACUUUGGUCCAUCUAGCACAGUAUUGUCUACACUGACUGACAGUUGCUCUCCAGGAUUCCAGGCAGGGGACAUUUCUACCAGGGAUUGCAUCUGAGAUUGGGUUGCCAUACAUCUGGAAUUUUCCAGACAUACCCUGAAUACUGUUGCUGGAAGAAGUGUCUGGGUGGAAAUUGGGAAAAUGUCAGGAAAAUCUGGACAUAUGGCAACCCAUGUCAGCAGUGCCAUUUGGGGUGUGAUUUUACUUUUUAAAACGCUCCAAAACAUCCCCCCUCUCUCUUUUGCUAUUUUGCCCAAAAAGCUCAACAACUUUGCCAAAAAAGCUCACUAACUUUUGUUUCACUUUUUGAAAUAUGGCGACACUAACUCGAGACCUACUUGCAAAGCAGAUGCUUCUGCUACUGAGCUAUAAUCCUUCCUUAGUUUCGCUGUGAUAGCAGACUAUGGUUUGCUCAUAACAGGAACUCAUCAAUUAAGUUCUGUGUGUGAGAGGAGUGGUGAGGAAGGGGGCGCUUUUGAGCCAGUUACUUGUUAAAAUUCAUCAAAUCUAUAAUCUGGAAGAUUGUUCGAAAACAUCCAUAGUCUUGAAUUAGUUUCUCUGGUAAGAAAUGGCUCUUGUGUUAGAAAGCAAUGGCAGAGCAGAUGUACUCAGUAACAAUAAUGACACCACUGACGAGACAAACACUUUCAUGAUGAUGCAUGGGAACACUAACUCCAAACUGCAUUGUUUAGCUAAUGCAUGCUUUCACUCCAGUAAAGUGCAGUGUCACAUAACUGAAAGUAAAUCGAAGAGAUCAUAGUUUAGAAAAUAUGACAAAGUUGAAAACUUAAAGCUGCAUUAUGCAGUAAUAUCCUUUUAGAGAUAAAUAAUUGAUCCAAAAGACUACGUCUGUGUUAUUAUAUGUUUAUUAGGUAUACUUUUUCCUCUGGUUGGCAAACGAAAUCAAAAACUUGCUAAGCCAACAUUUGCUUGGGGACACAUGUGUUUCAUCAGUGUAACCAUAUGUUUUGAGUAUGUGCUGCUUAAGAAAGAGAAUACAAUGAGAUGAUACAUUGACCUAUUUUGGCCAUUCAACAGGGAAAAUUUCAGUGGGUUUUAUCCAAUUCUUUGGAGUACAUCCAUUCAAAUCCAUGAACCUAAGCUAGUCAUGCUCAUUAACUUCAGUGGGCCUACUCUGUGUAGGACUAGCGUUGGAUACAACCCAAUGUCAUAAUUGCUUUCAAGGCCUUCCUUCACUAUAAGUGUAUUGCACAAAAAAAUGUGCAUUAGUUUCUCAUUUGUUCUAAUCAGAUUUCCUAUUCUCCCUCAGCUUCUCCACCGGACUAUUUCAGCUUCUGAGUAGCAAAAGCACAAUAUGCUCAGUUAAAACAUUAAUUGCUAUUGUCAUUUCUGUGUAUAAUUUAAUUACUUGAAUGUCACAGGCAUCUAGAAUACUUUAUAUCUAUUGUAAUACUUUGGAAAGUAUGCCGUCCCCUGCAGCACAAUUAGAGUGUAGGAGUGCUCUUUUAACUAUGUAGAUUUUUGAAGCAAAUCACAGUCAGGAUUUGCCUCCUCUGUUUCUCUGGCAUAUAGCCCAUGGUUUUGUUGAGUGCAUGUGUGUGUACACACACAUAUUUUUCAAACAUUUUUCAAACAUUUACCUUCCACUAUGCUAGAGCAUAUAUCUAUUACUGUUUUUAGAGGAGCAAGGAACACUAUUUAGUCUAUGUUUAAAAUAGAAUAAUUCUUUCUUUUCACAAGAAGGCUGUUCCUAUCCUUUACACAUACUGACAGGAUAUUAUGCUGUUCUCAAUGAAAGGGUUUAUCAUGCAAAGACUAAGGGCUUACUUUUAUUGAUCAUGUAGAAAGCCACUUAAGUGACAGGAAUGCAGAUUUACCCAAGUCAGGUGUAUAAACAAUAGUCACAGGAACAGUAUCUUCUAUAGACCAGUUGAGGGUCACUAUCCAGUUCCUCCUCCACCUUCAGAACUAAUUUUUCCCAUUCAUAUGCAAAUUUAAGUGAUUAAUGAAAACUCAUACGACUGAUCAACUAAAUAUAGUGAAAUGGCCUUAGUGCUUGUAUGCAAAAGGUUCCCUCCUGAAAAUCUGAUCAAAGUACAAAUAAAAAUAAAAAUAUUCAGAUAAAAAACAAACAAAUAGAUGAUCAUCCUGCUCAAAAGAAAAUGUCCAGUGCAGUUUUCAAAUCUUUCUUCUUUGCGGCUUUGAAAGAAAACUCUGAGAAAUAAACUUUCUAAGAGGCUACAUUUUUCCAAGAUUAGCACAAUUAAAAAGAGUCGUUCUCUAAGAAGAGUGCUUAAUACAGUAAGUGGGGUACUUUUUUAACUGAAUAUUUUGUUCCAUUUGUGAUUUAUUCGGAGCACAUUUAAGUUUAUCUUCCCAUACUUAGGUGUUUGGUGCCUGAAUAAGUGCAUGAAGUGUGUGUGUGUAGGUCAGAACAUGUAGGAUAGUACUUACCCUUGGAGGCCAUGUUCCAGCCAUGACUCGCUUCUGCUGCAUAUUUGGUAGGGAGCCAGUAUGGGUACAGAUGUAUGUAUGUAGGGCUAUUCCAUAAGGGUGGGAAUGCCGACUGUCCAGGAUUCUCAUCUCCAUAGAAUGUCACGGAACCUGCAGCAUCAGGAAUGUGGCUGGUGUGUUUGUUGGUAUACAGGGAAUGAGUCUAACUUGUGUGUUCUUGUUAGGCAUCCAUGUCUACCAGAUAUUUGAAUAGGCUUCUGUCUGUCUUUUAGACCAUGUACCUUUAGCACCAAGGACAGCACAGCAUUUUUAGCUGACUAUCAUUUUCUGCUUUGUUGUUGCUGUCGUCUGGUUGUUUCCCACCAUCUCCUAGCUUCUUCUUUGAGAAACCCAGUCCUCAGAAGUAUCACCUCUCCUGAUAUGUCUAGGAUUAAACCAAAUGAAUGAGAGCCAUGGGAUAAAUUUUGUGAGACUGGAAUAAACAACAUGAGACACUCUGUAUUUCUUAAAUAAGAACUAUGGAUUGUUACAAACUGUCCAGAAAAUGAAGGCCAAACACCUAGACUGGUGCAAUACCAAAAUGUUGAACAUUUUACCUCAGUUUGCCUUUGGAACCUUGCUCCCUCCUAAGCCUAUGAGAUGAUGAGGCAAGUACGAACUACUGCCUGAAAGCAGAGUGUAUAUAUGAUUUAUUGAGGGUGGCAUCUGAUUAUGUCAUAGUCAGAGAAGACCCAUUAAAAUAAUGACUAACUUAAACCCAUUAAUUUCAGUGGGUAUACUCUGAGUAUCACUAAGUCACAUGCUGCCCUUUAUCAUAGUGCUGUUAAAACUGCAGUAAAUAACUGAACACAGUAGCGUUGACAUUCUUCCAUAAAUCGCUGCUGCUAAAAAUGUAGUAAGGCACAAUAGGGAAUUUGAAACAGAGCAAAGGGAAUGGGAAAAUGUCUGACGUGAUACACGAUGUGUAGCUUCCAAGCCUGUAUUGUAAUCUGACCUCGCUAAACGUGAACAUAUGCAGUCUACAAAGAUGAUAAUGUUGGGAAGUUAUAAGAUUAUAAUUUAAAUAGCAGUACAGGGGUACCUCUGGUUACGUACUUAAUUCGUUCUGGAGGUCCCUUCUUAACCUGAAACUGAUCUUAACCUGAAGCACCACUUUAGCUAAUGGGGCCUCCCGCUGCUGCCGCACUGCCUAAGCACGAUUUCUGUUCUCAUCCUGAAGCAAAGUUCUUAACCCGAGGUAUUAUUUCUGGGUUAGCGGAGUCUGUAACCUGAAGCGCAUGUAACCUGAAGCAUAUGUAACCCGAGGUACCACUGUAUCUAAAUGCAAAUAAUCUCUUAGUCUAUACAUGAAUAAUUUCUAUAUAGUUAUUUUUUCUUUGUGCAGUUUUUUCUAGAUCACUCUAAGGCAGCUGUCUGGAGCAUAGUGUAAAAUGUCUGUGCCGAAGAACGCCAUCAUUUCACAUUGUUUAAAAAGUAAAGGGUUUGCUUUGUUGCACAGAUAGCUGUACAGGUGUACAAAGCUCUUUCAGAAUGAGCUGGAGUGAUGUAGUGUGUGAAUUAUAAUUCUGAAAGGCAAAUGAAAAACAUAUGUAGCCAAACUACAGCCUGUGGGUGGCUUUGAGGUAAGUAUAUGAUGUUAACAGCUAGAUUCAAAUAUGGUCAUGAUGGGAAUGUUAAUAUGUAUGGAAAGACUGAUCAUAUAUUUGUCCUAUAGUGCAAGUAUGUGAUGGAGUCAUCUGCAAUUGAAAGUUAGCUAGGUUCAUUAUAAACAUUUUUUUUUUUUUUUUACAAUACCACAUCUUGGAAAAAGAGAUGCAAGAACCUCUUCAGGGAAUUUUGUUCAGUUUCAUAACCAGGCACAGCAAUUAAAAUCCUCUUAAACAUUUCUAUUUCUGAUCACCCAGCAAGAACAAAAGUGACAUGGAAAGGUUGAAAGUGUACUUUGAAAGAGCAAAAUAAUUUGUGUAUUUGACAAAACUUACUACCUUUAUCAUCUAGCAAUUUCACUGAUAUCUCCUGGCUAGGUUUAGCUUUGGAUGUAUUUAAAUGCAUUUUUAUAUUUUAUUUCAUUUCUUCAGCUAUUGGUUCUUUGGAUUCCUUCUUCACUUGUUUUACUAUCAAUUUACACUGGCUUUGUCAGAGUGUAUGUUCUCCUUCACAUCAGUUUACACCAGUUGUUUAGUUGUAAAAAUAUUUCUUUCUGCCUUUUAUGGUUUUUGUUGGCUACCAUUUAACCACAUUGUCAUAAUCUUGGACCUGUUUGCACUCUUUCUAAUUUGUACUCCACCCAGAGGAAGGAUCAUUGUUGAUGUGUGUAAUGAGUAUGGGUUGCUCGUGCGUAAGUUGCCGCCUCUCCUGGCUUUGUUGCCUUGUUAAACCUCUCAGUCUGGACAGCCCUGCACUUUGUGACUGCCUCAGUCGCUAGCAGAAUCCGUCAGUGGGCGUUUCUUAAACCUUUUCCAACAUAAAAGUUGUUUGACACCCAGUCUCCUCCUACUCUCUCUGCGUGGAAGUCUUCUGCGCAGGGAGGGCGUGGGUAGCGGAGGACCCGUGCUCUCCCCGCUGGUGUCCGGUGAAGAGUCUGGGAGCCCUCUCGCCGAUUCCCCCAUCUGCCCCCCUUUAUUCCUGGUGUUGCGCUGAUUUGCUUCCCCAUCUGCUGAGCUGCCUCUCUCCCUGCUGGGCCCUUCUCCAGCAUCAUUUGAGAGCCUUCCCUCCGCCUCUAGCUCCGAUGUCAGUUCCCUGACAAUGUGUUUUUUUGAAAAAAUAUAAAUGAAUGCAAGAAUGCUGCAUUUUCUUUAUAACAGGGUAAUUUUGUGUUUUUGUUUUGUGCCCAAUGGAAUGAUUUAUUAUGUGACUCCACCCUGUGCUCCAAAAAGGAGGAAGGCUGGAGUAGAAUGACAUCACAUGAAUAAAAAUAAAGCUAACUUUGCUCCCCCCCCCAUAUAAUAGUUCUACAUGUUUCUAUUCUUCCUUGGGUGCAGUGCUAAAUAAUGAAGCUCCAGCAGCAGCUAUAGAGUACUGAAGAAAAGCGAGUAUCUUUGGCUGAAAAUUAUCCCCUUAUUAGAGGGUCUGGGGCCUUGAGAGUUGUGGAGGAUGAUGCUCGGGAUCAGGAAAAACUUAAUGCAGCCAUUGCAUUGUCUGAGAACUCAGUUUGAAGGCUGCUUCAUUGUCUUUCUCUACUCUGUCAUAUGUAAACCUCAUUGACCAGGCACUUCCAACAGGUAGAUCAUGAUCUACCGGUAGAUCACUGGACAUCUGUGGUAGAUCACUGGUAGAUCACUAAAAAAGGUAAAGGACCCUGACAGUUAAGUCCAGUCGCAGACGACUCUGGGGUUAUGUCGCUCAUCUCGCUUUACUGGCCGAGGAAGCCAGCGUUUAUCCCAGACAGUUUUUCCAGGUCAUGUGGCCAGCAUGACUAAGCUGCUUCUGGUGAAACCAGAGCAGCACACGGAAAUGCUGUUUACCUUCCCACCAAAGCGGUACCUAUUUAUCUACUUGCAUUUUUGGCAUGCUUUCGAACUGCUGGGUUGGUAGGAGCUGGGACAGAGCAACGGGAGCUCACCCUGUCGUGGGGAUUCGAACUGCCAGCCUUCUGAUCAGCAAGCCCAAGAAGCUCAGUGGUUCAGACCACUGCGCCACCCAAAGAAGCUCAACAUUUUUUUCCUGCACCCCCCCAAAAUGCGGCUUUCCUCCUCCCUAAAAGAAGCUCAACAACUUUGACCUGAACCCCCCAAAAGCAGGUAGAUCACUGCCAGUUUUUAACUCUGUGAGCAGAUUGCAGUCUCUUGGGAGUUGGCCACCCCUGAAUUCGACUAAUCACAUCAAUUGGCUUUGCAACAUAUUCUGGUUGAAUCAGUGGCAUAGCGUGGGUUGUCAGCACCCGGGGCAAGGCAAGUAAUUUGCGCCCCCUAACUCGUGGAUUUGCGCCCCCUAACCUGUGGAUUUGCGCCCCUAACCCUAACCCCCAGAUGUUGCGCCCGGUGCGGCUGGCCCCCCUGCACCCCCCACGCUACGCCACUGGGUUGAAUAAGUUGUAGCUGCACGGAGUCAGUUACUGUUCUUGGAAAGAUAUUUAUAAUCAAGUUAUAUAAUUUUGCCACUCACAGGAUUGUAUUCGGUGCUUUCAGUCUAUGGGUGCAAUGUCUCUUGUGCUAACAGAGGUCCAUUUAUAAAUGUUGGGCAACAGAAGAAUCCAUCACAACAGGUCGACUUGUGAAAUAAUUGUGCAACAGCCUGUAUGUACAUACAAAUAACACUUUCCUGCUUGUGGAACCUUCUGCACAAGAAGAUCUGCCUGACUCCAUUCAAUUUCGUUCUUCAUUGGAUGUACAGUGGUACCUCUGGUUGCGAACUUCUCUGGUUACGAGCUCUGCUAACCUGGAAGUAGCUGCUCCUGGUUGCAAACUUUGCCCCAGGAUGCGAACGGAAAUCACACACUGGAGGCCCCAUUAGUGAAAGCGUGCCUCAGGAUAAGAAUGCUUUCAGCUUAAGAACAGACCUCCGGAACGAAUUAAGUUCGUAACAAGAGGUACCACUGUAUACCUCAUAUUCUUAGACACAUUUCCGUAAAGUCAAAUGUAGACAAUAAAAUGCAGGAUGAAAUGUGAUGUAUGGAUUAUCUCACCCAUAAUAUAAUUGCUUGGACUUCUUCUUCUUCUUCUUCUUCUUCUUCUUCUUCUUCUUCUUCUUCUUCUUCUUCUUUUAUUAGAAUGUACCCCCACAACAAUUGCUUAAUCUACAUUGAGUGCAUUUUGUAACUAUUUUGUCAGGGAUAAUAAUAAUAAUAAUAAUAAUAAUAAUAUGUCUGCCAGUUCACUAAUGUGUAGAAUUUUCUAUAUCCACAGAGAAAGAAAUUUUUGCGCAAGGGUGGGGUACAAGACCUUUCCCAUUCUGAUAGCUUUAGCAUAGUGCUCAAGAAUGAAUAGUAUCUAAGGUGGGGCCUUUGGGUACAAAUGGGCAAUCUUAAAUGUGUAUCUUUAUGAUGCCUGUUUCAUAGCGAAUAUCAUAAAUUAAAAAUGCUCUAAGGCCUUGCCAGGCUACCUUUGAAAAGAGGUUCUUUCCUAAAGGGGUUUCUUCCUUUCUAAAUAAAUAAAGAGCAGAGUAACAAUUGCCAGUUCACCGUCUGAUCUCUAGAACUUCCUGUUAAGCCCAAAAUAUAGUGCAAGAAACAUGCUUGGGCUGCUGUUUUAGAGACUUGAUGAUGUGAUAGGAAGGAUAUGUGCAACAUCAAAGAAUGAUCUUGUUAUACUUCUGAAGCAUGACUUCUGCAAGUCCAAGUGAAAUAAUGGGUGCUCAUUUUUCUCUUGAAUGUGGCAAGUUUAAUAGCCUUGGAUUGUUUUUCAUUAGUGGUGUUCCAAAACUUUCCUUCAUCGUACUUGCGGCAUAGAUGUAUUGCGUGUCCAUGUGCCUUUUUCAUUAUCCGGAUUUUUCUUUCAUUUCUCAAAGCCUAGCUCCUAUGUGAUUCCCUGCUGGUUUAUUUCAGGCCAAAGCUGAAUAAUUUGGAAUAUGAUCAAACUUACCAGCUAGACACGGGUGGCAAACAAAUGUUCCUUUUCUUUUGUAUUGUGCUAAAUGGGACAUUUGUUUUACUCCUAAAAAACACAGCUAGUAUGGGCUUGUUUUAGGAAAAUAACAAACUCCAGGUCAGAACCAAAACAGGGUGAUUUUCAUUUUUGGCAAAACACCAUUAUUGCUGUUUUUGUUUCUUAUAGCUUUUUAUGGUGAUCAGAUAUCUAAUCUUCAAUUGCCUUUCAAUAAAGUAGGUGAAAUAAUUCUCUUUGGAGCAGCAGAUGCACAGAAAUUGGCACCAUAUGUAUCUAAUCCACCUGACAGCACAGCUUUUUAUAAGCUUCCAGCAGCCAUCCUUACUAACAUUUCAGGCAGCAAAUUCCAGAGAAGGUGUCAUUUUCUUGCACCCAGACUCCAUCUCUCUGUAUCCUGAACAAUGAGCAUUGUACAGUGGUCCAAGGGGCCCUGUUUGGAGUUUUUGCUUCAGGUGUGAAAAUGGCUUGUUACAUCACGGCUGCUGCUAUGUUCUACCUCUGCUAACAGAGGCAAUAGACCUUUGAAUACCAGUUGCUGAGAAUCAUAGGUGGGCAGUGUUGCUGUGCUCAGGUCAUGUUUGCUGUCAUCUAACAGGCAUUGGGUAGCCACCGUGAGAACAGAAGGCUGGACCAUUGGCCGGAUUCAACAAGCUGUUCUUAUGUUCUUAUGUUAUGAAGCAGAGUAUGGAGCACAAUUCAAUUCAGAGCUAUUAUUUAAGAAUACCAGAUAAAGCAUGUUCAUGCUUGGGGAAUUCCUAAACCCUUUAUUGCCUGAAGAGGAAAACAAAGUGGCAUGGAUAGUUUCCAGAAGGGUAACUGUGUGAGUCUGUGGCAGCAAAAACAAUGAAGUCUUCAUGGGAUCUUAAAGACUAACACAUUUAUUGUGGCAUAAGCUUUCCUGGAUAUGAGUCAGUGAAUUCUUAUGCCAUAAUAGAUUUGUUAGUUUGCACAGUGCCACAAAGACUUUCUGUUGGAAUUGAUAGAUAUAUUGAACACACGCCAUAUUUCUAUAAACUGCCUUUGAAACACCGUAACUCCGAAGCUUCCUUUGCAUGUAGCCUGAAUGGUGUAGCUAGUCCCUCACUGACCUCCACUUACAUGAUACCUUUUACAGUGGCUUUGAUUGCAUAGCAAGCUGUACUCUACUGGCUCUUUACAUGAACCUCAACUGGUGUAGGAACAAAGUCAAGUUAGGUAGAAGUAUUGACUUGUGUCUGGGAUAAGUCAGAGCAGUCAGCCUCAUGGGAGCCUUUUAGUGACACCUGAUCUGGGUUUAAAGACUGCUCAAAUGUGAGGGGAGCAAUCUUGUAAUAGCCAGACCCACCCACAACUGAUACACAUUUUUCUGAAUGUCAGAAGUGAGCUCAUAUAUGUGUAAGGGGGGGCGUGUAGGCUCUUUUCAGGCUCUGUUCAUGUCAAACAAAGAUGCAUAGGUCAGGGGAUGGCAAUGUAACACCCAUUCAUCCAACAUGAAUAUGUUCAUUCUACUCGGAUCUAAUGUCUGUAAAUGGCUCAUGUAUGUCAGUACUGAAAAAGUUGUCUAAUGUGUGAACAUGAAACAGCUGUCACUCUUUUCAGGCUCAUAGUUUUAAUGAAAUUUAACAGUGUCUAGAAAAAGUCAACUCAUAACAGACUUGAAUGGUAGGUAUAAAUGAGAUUUCAGAUGGCCAAAUGGGAAGAGGCCAAUGGCUAAGAUUCCAAAUGUAAAACUGGCAUUGUAAUGAGCUAUCUCAUGGGAUUUGUACGAGGAUAAAUAUCAUAACGCUCUUUGCACAUUUACAACCAGAUAAUAAUUUCGCAUUGGCUCCUGCUGUUUACAUUAACAAAACGCCUAUUACCUAUUAAACCUCCACUUGAAUGAACUAGAGAGUAACUGAAUACAACCUUGCUCAGCUUGUGUUUAGAUUGCAUGUCAAGUCUUCCGCAAGGUAUCAUUUGAUAUAUCUGUUAAACCAAUUCUGUUUCUCUGUGAGGCAAUUUCUUUCAAACAGACCCAUAAUAACAGCUAUUUGAAAAUUGAAUCAGGUUGCAGAUAUAUAUGGUUUCGAGUACAGCUGCUGUUUAAACCAUAAUAUCUUGAUUUAAUACAAAACAUGAUGCAAGAUGGAUGUAUAAUAAUUUAUAUACCAUAGAUAAAGGAAGGCUGUGUGAGAGAUGAAAAAUUCUGGAUAAAAAAAUAAUCUUGGUCUCAUAGCUAUUUUGGAGUGGUCAUUUGGUCUGCUGAUGAAUGUAUUCUUCAUGAAAUUAGGCUUGAGCUCUGUGUGCUAUUGGAAAACGAAGCCGUCUUUGAAAAGGAGACUACAGAAGACUCUGAAUCUUGUGCACCUCUUCUUUCCUAUCAAAAGGUAAUAAAUGCCCUUUUAUUUAUCUUACACACACACACACACACACACACACACACACGGAACAGGGAACACUUCUGGAUCUGAGGACCAGGGUGGGCAUUUACUGAGGCUUACCCCUUAGCAAAGGACCCACUGAUUUUCCCUGGAGCCGCCCAGAUUUUGCUGUUUCUCCUCCUCCCUAUUGCUGUCUGUUCACUUGUUCCUUUUAAGUGAGCAAAGAACAGCACUUUCCAAUCCUCAUAUCUUCUCAUGCUAAGUGGCUCUAUGAAUUAGGCCUAAUGGAAAAGGGCAGGUGAAAGGGCUGUAGAUACAGGAAUGUGAAGGACAUGGGUCCACUCAGAGAGGGACCCCACUCUGGGCAUCUUGCCCAAGGACCUGCCAAAACCUGACGCUGGCCCUCCUGGAGAUCAUAGUGCUAGUUUUGAAAGAAGUGGUUGGUAAAUACUACAUACAUGUUAUACACCCCUCUUUCCCCUGCUUCCUGAUUGUAGUAGCCUAGCUUUAUUGGUUAUUCUAUUCCCAGAGUGGAAUUUUUUGCUGCAAAAGGCUGGUAAGAAUGUGAGUGACUGUUUUUUCCUGUGUUCAGAUGUAACAAUUUCAAAGUAGUGGAACACUAUGGUAGUGCUUCAAGCAAUAUUUCUAGGAAAAUCCAGUUCUACAAGGGAGAUGAUUGCGUAGAAGUUUGUAGGGCUGAUUAUUAUUGAUUGUUGAAAUAGUUUAUUCUGUGAUUUUGAUAAUUUCUAGUUUUGUAAUAAAACUGUAAUGGAAUAUAUUGUUGUAUUUGUAUCUGUUGUGAACCCAUGCUGAGUUGGGGCAUUGCAGAAAAGUGGAAUAUAAAUCAAUCUGCCAUGAGUUGCCUCUCCCAGAUCUCAAUCUGCUGUUUUUGUUAGCAUCUGUCUGUCUCAAGAGACAGUGGAGUAUGCUUCUUUAAGUCAAACCACUGCAUUAGCAGCCCCAAAGUGACUUCCCUAGGGUGCAAGCCUGGCCAAUGUGUAUGGAGGUCCUGGGUUGCCUGUACAACAAGAUGUGGUCCAAAAGAAAGCAGAGCAAUACAGUAAGCACCAGUUUGGCUGCAGGAGUUGCUGGAAGGAGGCAUACAGGGUGCCAUCCUCCAUCUUAAGGACUCCACUCCAUAUUUGUGUAGGGUUUACUCCUUAGUCUUUUCUUCUCCCAAAGAUCCACAAGGCAGCAGAGGUUUAAGAUCAGAGUUUUCCUUCUCCCAUAUGGGCUACCCUCCCAGGGUAGGGAAGCUCUAUCUGCUCUCACCUUGCACUACAGCAUGUACUGAAACUAUCACCUUGACCUGCUGAAUUUAGAUGUCUUUUUCCCCCUCAAGGACCUUUGUCCCAUAGGGUAAAGAACUUCAGUGAAUUUUUCUGUGCUAAUAGGUUUCCUUGCUAGAAAUUGAACCUGGUUGCAUUGCACUGCACAAAAUAAUAGUGAUGCAUCUUGUCUAUUGCAGAUCAGAGUUGAAAAACUGCCUAAUCAGCAACGGAUGACCAUGUUGUUGGGUCGCUACACUACGGACCCUCAGUAUCAGCAACGCUUCAUCAAUCUGGUAAGAGCGGAGCCAGCUCUGAAAACAAACAUUUCCUCCACGAACAAUGUGUUUGUUAUAUUUUCUCUUCUGUUUAUGACGGCUCUGUCAGCUACACUGAUUUACAUAAACACUGCCAAUCCCGGGACGCUACACUCUCAACAAAAGUAGCCGAGUACAAACAGCAUUCCUGAGUUUUAAUUCAUAUUAUAUAAACAUAACAGAUGUUGAUACGAUGAGCCAACAAGAAAAUACAACAAAGGCAACCAUUUCAAGGGGGUUUGCGAUUAAAACACGUUCCAGAUUGGCGAAAAGAUCCAGUGUUAAUGGAACAAAUCAUUUAAAUGUCAGUGUUUGACUCCUAUGGAAUUGCAAAGACACAAUGUAUAGCGAAGCUCUUGAGUUUUCCCUGCUCUCAAACAGCACAAGGAAAAACUUAUUUUCCUGUCUCUGUAUUCCCAUAUAUAUUUUCAUAUUUCACUGCUGUGUUGGAAAGCUAAAGUGAGAGGCAGCUUUGUUUGGAUCUCUCAUAAAGUGACUAGAAGAAUAGCAGCAGCAGCACUGUGUUGUCUGUGAAUGACAAUAUUUUAUUUAUCAGUAGCUGGAGGACAACCUAAGGACUCCCUUAUGUCUUUCUACAAGCAUUGUCUCCUACCUAUGGCACACAUGCAGCAACCUCAUUAAGGUGAUUUUGGUUAACCUUGUGGAUGUGAUAUAAGAGAGGUGGAAGAUGUUGGAUCCAAGUGAUUGGGGGCUUUCUGGUUGAGGGCUUUCCAGUUUGUGUCGAGGACCAUCUGGAACCAAUAUGCAGAUCACACUGAGCAGUGCUGUGUACAUUUCCAGUGGAGCAAUUCAUCAGGGGCAACCAUCAACAUGAGUUGAAGCUUCUGAGCAGUUGUCAGGGAAACCCCAGCAAGAGUGUUUUGCAGCAAUCUAGCCUGGGAACUAUAAAAAUGUGAGUGAGUGUCACCAAGUGAGAAUGUUUCUUUGACUUGGGGUGUUUGUUUUUAGUUUAGGAAUUGUGUAUCUGCAUUAAACUUUCUUCUGUGACAAUUCAGCAAAUGUAGAAACAAUGGAUUUAACCUCAAGGCCACUUCAUACCUGAUGUUUCCUUGACCAUGAGAUCACCUCUCUGCACAUCAGCUUCCUGACUGGCAUGGUUGUGGCAAAAUACACUUGUGCUGUGCGUCUAGCUUUUCCUACACAGAAAUAAUCUCCGUAGCUUUUUGUGUGAAACCCUGACUCCGCUUUAUGGAACCCAUCUCCAUGUAAGAAGAACACCCUAUGUCAGCGGUUCUCAACCUGUGGGUCCCCAGAUGUUGUUGGACUACAACUCCCAUCAUCCCUGAGCUCUGGCCUUGCUAGCUAGGGGUGAUGGGAGUUAUAGUUCAACAAUAUCUGGGGACCCACAGGUUGAAGUGACCCUUUCUUUGCUUGUAGCAAAACUGGUGGCUGCAGUGGUUCUUCAGCCAAAUUACCUUGUAUUCUGAGUGCCAGAGUGGUAUUUAAAAUUGCCUUCUUAGAAAUAGAUAAAUUUUAUUUCCCCUUUUUGUUCUUUCGUUUUUUCUUUCUGCAAGCAUCUGCUGUGGAAUGCUGUAGGAUGUCAUUAAGAGCAAUGUUAUAAAACGUAUUUGGUUUAACAAACUGCCACAUGCCUAUCAAAGCCACGCAGAACUCUUGAAUGUACCACUGGAGUUUAGCUUUAACUGCCCUUCCCUGUAUGAUCUGUGUAGAUUCCUGUAUCAAUAUGAAAUUCGAGUGAAAAAUGAAACCCCCAUUAUACCAUGUUUUUUUUUAAAAGAAAUAGUUUGAAUGUACAAGUAAGAUAAAACAACAACAACUACAGCAUUGUGCUCUUCUUUCAUUUGGGAAUUAAGAUAUGAUAAGGUUACACCUGUUUUCUCUUAGUGUGUCCUUUACUUUAUCUUGCAGGAGCCCUACAUAAACAAAUCUGCAGUGUCGGUUCAAGCCCAUUUCUCACUGCAACGCACAUACAUCAUAUUUCGGUCUCUGGGCCUUCGGCACCUGACAGUUGUUGAUUUGCAGAACCAGGUUGUUGGGAUAAUCACCAGAAAAGAUCUGAUAUCUUUGCAGUUGGAAGAGAAGCUGGGACUCCAGCAGUCGUCGAAUCAGCUUCACUCUGAUGAUGAGCUUUUAGACUAG
Podarcis lilfordi (Lilford's wall lizard) is the source of this 72862-nucleotide messenger RNA. NCBI's taxonomy places the organism in Eukaryota, Metazoa, Chordata, Lepidosauria, Squamata, Lacertidae. The record is from the annotation of a GenBank genome assembly.